GAGCAGCCAAGCAGACUGCUGUCAGAUGCUUUCCCCAUCUCAGUGAGCGGCAGGCUGAAGCCGCAGCAAAUACCUCCCCCCCUCCACAACUUUCCCAUCUUUUCCCACCCAGUUCCUCUAAUUUUGGCUUGUGUUUUCCACCAUGAUCUGGCUGGUAUGGCUUUGCUGUCAUCUCUCGGCCGUUUCUGCACAGCAAGAUCCUGAACUCCUAGCCAGGGACCUAGAAGAAGCUGAGAUUUUGGAUUACAGCCUCAUUGACAAUGUAAGAUCUUAAUAAUAAUAAUAAUAAUAAUAAUAAUAAUAAUAAUAAUGGUUUUAUUAUUGCUGUGGGUCUGUGGCCAAAAGGGUGUGUGGAGCUCAGCUCUUGUGACUUGAGGAGCAAUCCGACAUAAUUUAGCAAGCAAAGCUUUUCUCCUAGCCCAGUGGGUAUAGGUUCGCUGGUUUUCUUCCUGCGUGUCCAGCUGCUGUUAAAAUGAAAGGGUGGGGUAGCUGAAUUUUUUUUUAAAGUGGCAAGCCUAAUUAAAGAAAAGACCUUCGCAAUCGCCCCUUAUAUGCAGAGUUGGCAAGUUUAGACUCUAAAAGGGAUUCCUUAUCAUAUAAAUAAGAGUUCUACGAGAAAUGCAGCCAGCUGCUCCCAUUUCUUGCAGCGCUUUAUAGUAAUAGAAUAAUAAUAAUAAUAGAUUAUUUGUAUCCACGCCCAUCUGGCUGGGUUUCCCCAACCACUCUAGGCAGCUGCCAACAAAAUAUUAAAAUACAAUAGUCUAUUAAACAUUAAAAGCUUCCCUAAACAGGGCUGCCUUCAGAUGUCUUAGAAGUCUGGUAGUUGUUUUUCUCUUUGACAUCUGACAGGAGGGCAUUCCACAGGGCGGGGGCCACUACCGAGAAGGCCCUCUGCCUGGUUCCCUGUAACUUGGCUUCUCGCAGCGAGGGAACCACCAGAAGACCCUCAGAGCUGGACCUCAGUGUCCGGGCAGAACAGUGGGGGUGGAUCAUUCAGAUAUACUGGACCGAGGCCGUUUAGGGCUUUAAAGUUCAACACCAACACUUUGAAUUGUGCUCGGAAACGUACUGGGAGCCAAUGUAGAUAUUUCAGGACUUGUGUUAUGUGGUCUCGGUAGCCGCUCCCAGUCACCAGUCUAGCUGCCGCAUUCUGGAUUAGUUGUAGUUUCCGAGUCACCUUCAAAGGUAGCCCCACGUAGAGCGCAUUGCAGUAGUCCAAGCGAGAGAUAACCAGAGCAUGCACAACUCUGGCGAGACAGUCCAUAUGGUUCUUUCACAGAACCAUAGAAUUGUAGAGUUGGAAGGGACCUCUGAGGAUCAUCUAGUCCAACCCCCUGCAAUGCAGGAAUCUCAGCUAAAGAAAACCCUAACUUUGGAGGGGUGAUAGUCACACCUGGCAAAUAAAUAAACCAAUAUGCACACUCAAGGUGCAGGAGGACCCCAUUCUUGAAGGCUGGAUUUGACAGCCCUGCUUAAACAUGAAUGAUGCCACCCCAGGUAGCUAACUAGAACCUCCCUUUUCAACUGCAGUAUACCUUGGUACUGAGGACAAACAACAGAGGAUGUUCAUCACCCGGCUUGGAUGCUUCCUGUAGCCCUCUCUGCUUGCUUAAUAUAGUUUCCUUGCCUCUCAGUUUUAUUCUGUGCUGAAGGAUAACUGAGAUAUCUGAGCCAGUGUGGUGUAGUGGUUAAGAGCAGUAGACUCGUAAUCUGGUGAACGGGGUUCGAUUCCCCGUUCCUCCACAUGCAGCUGCUGGGUGACCUUGGGCCAGUCAUACUUCUCUGAAGUCUCUCAGCCCCACUCACCUCACAGAGUGUUUGUUGUGGGGGAGGAAGGGAAGGAGAUUGUUAGCUGCUUUGAGACUCCUUCGGGUAGUGAUAAAGCGGGAUAUCAAAUCCAAACUCAUCUAUUAUACUGUGAUUCUUUUUGGGGGAGGGGUUUGCUGUAUAUUGCCCUGCAACCCAUCCUGAUGAUGGACAUUUUGGAAUUUCAAUCAAUCUGGCUCAUCAGAAUACUAGGCUUCAGCUGCGAUCCUAUGCACACUUAAUCGAGAGUAAGGCCCACUCAUCCUGAUGAGACUUUCUCCCAGGUAGACAUAGGACUUUACUGUAAAUAGACCUUUGGUCUGAUCUAGGAAGGCUUUCCUUCCAUUCCCAACUCUCUCAGAAGCCAAGGUCAGAAUGCUCAAAUAUCCCUUCGUCCGUCUUGGGGUUGCACCUCGCCCCUUCGGACAAUUUCAAGGUGCUAUCUCUGGUAUCCACAGGUUGUUUUCUCAGCUUCCAUAGAUUCUCUGUGUUUUGUUUGGGAUCUCGUGCAAAGCGAGUGGCGUGUUGUCCUUUACACCGCAGGAACACCUAACUAAACAAGCCUGAGGAAUUCACUAGGAAAUCCUGGGUUGGACGGCAGGUGAGAGGCAAACACGCAGAACAAAAGGAAAUAGGAACUUUUACAGUGUGUGUGGGGGGGAAUAGGUGAUCUGGAGGUGAGAUGCAGGUUCUCCGGAGGCUAUUGGACACCAAGUCCCAUCAGCCCCAGCCAUCAAGGGCAACAGGCAGGGGAAGAUGGGAGUUGGAGUCCAGUAGCAUCUGGAGGGCCCACCUGCAGGUUGCCCACCACAGGCUUAACCCUUUCCAUGCCCACUACUUUCCCUCUGCAAUUCUGCCACUGGCCACAGGGGCAGUUUUCAAUGUGUUUUACCUAUGCGUCUUUCGUGAGGGGGUGGGGGACGACUCCAUUUGGGGCAACAGCUGAAAAGAGGGCUUGAACAGCAGCAGGCUGGGUAAAGGUUAAGCAAGCCUUAUCCUCCCCCACCUGGCAGCUUUAGGCAACCACUUAAAGGUAAAGGGACCGCUGACCAUUAGGUCCAGUCGUGGCCGACUCUGGGGUUGCGGCACUCAUCUCGCUUUAUUGGCCAAGGGAGCCGGUGUACAGCUUCCGGGUCAUGUGGCCAGCAGGAUUAAGCCGCUUUUGGCGAACCAGAGCAGCGCACGGAAACGCUGUUUACCUUCCUGCCGGAGCGGUACCUAUUUAUCUACUUGCACUUUGACAUGCUUUCGUUACUGCUAGGUUGGCAGGAGCAGGGACCGAGCAACAGGAGCUCACCCCAUCACGGGGAUUCGAACCGCCGACCUUCUGAACGGCAAGCCCUAGGCUCUGUGGUUUAACCCACAGCGCCACCUGCGUCCCUAAGGCAGCCACUUACACAUCACCAAAAAAGAAGGAACUGAUCUCAGGAAGAAGGCAUAGGUCUGCAUACAUUUUUCACACCCUGAUUUAUAUUUAUCAAUGCACAUUUGGCGUCAAUGGCUGUGGGUGACAUCUGGCUAACAUCUAGGGUAUGAUAUCCAAGUAGACCCAUUGUUCUACUUUGCUCAGUUGACAUCCGAGCCAUGACAGGGCCUUUUCAGUGGUGGCUCCCCAUUCGUGGAAUGCCCUCCCUCGUGAGGUGUGUCUCCAUCCUUCAUUAUUGACUUUCAGGAGUGAAUUCAAAAAACAUCCCUGUUUACUCCAGGCAUUUGGUGACUGGAAGUUACUGCCCCUGACAAGCCUGAAAUCACGGACUGAGAAAAUAUGAUCGCAUUUAACCUUCUUUUUAAAAUGUUGUUAAUGAUAUUGCAAUUGAUGUGUUUGCCGCCCUCGAUUCCCUUGGGAGGAAGGGCGGGUUACGAACUGAAUAAAAUAUUCUAUAACUGCAGUAGAAACAGAAUGCAUUUCACCAUAGCGGGUGAAAGAUGUGCCUCUGAAUUUGUCGUCCAGAGGCUCGCUGUUAAUGGGCAACUUCAAGGCUCCUCCUACUUCCUUUUCUUAACAACUCAUUAUCAUUAAACCAGCCCUGGGCCACAUUCAUGCAUUUAAAGCAUUAGCAUGUCGCUUUAAACAGCCGUGUCUUGCCCCAAAGGAUUCUGGGAGCUGUAGUUUGUUGAGGGUACUAAGAAGCCCCUGGUCCCCUUACAGAGCUUUGAUUCCCAGAGUUCCCUGGGAAAGAAGGAUUUAUUGUUAAACCACUCUGGAAACGGUAGCCCUGAGAGAGAAAUAAGAUGUCUCUUGAUGUAUGCUGUUGUCAAUAGGCAGGGAGUUCCAAAGUCAAUAAGCUGCCCCACUAAAUGAUCAAUUUCUUACAACCUCGGAGCGUGAGGGUUAUGUGGCAUCCGUCUCCCAUUUUUUUGUAGUUGUGAAAAUUUUGGGGUGUUCCCCAGCAUACGAAUACUCCCCAGUGUGUGUGUAUGAGAGAGAACAGCAAUUUUGUUUACAUGACCAACAGCACUCAUGCUAGGACACUGGAAACAGAAGGAAUAAUGGUGGCAGUGAAGCACUCGUUGCAUUUUGCGGGAAGAGCCAACAUUACCUGAAUAGUUUCAUACCAUUUGCGUGGCGAGUUCCACAUACCUCUCACAGUCUUCAGCAGUUUUACUCUCUUGUAAGAGUCGUGAAUCUGGGCCCAUAACCUGUUGUUGGGAUACUGCCAGGGAGACGGAGGCAUCAGGCAGGCCCCCAAGUUGUCUCCGGACGAUCACCGGUCUCCCGUGGAACAGCAUCAGUCAAUUAGCGACACGAGCCUCCAAGACAUUCCAAGACCCGUGCACACGCUUUCAGCACAGUGUAAGUCUCCACAACGAAAGAUGCAGACAGGAGAGCAUAUUUACAGCUUUAUUCAACGUAGUUCAGAACAAAGGAAAAACAUGACUGCUUGCCUCUGUGUCCAGGAAAACAGCCAGAAUACAAAAGCUAUAUACAAACGGAAGUACCCAGCAGACAGUGCUGGGAGUAAACAGGCAUGUGAUACACAACAAUCAUGCCUGACCCUUUUAAGGUGGAAUGAAACUAUAUCCUAACACCGCCCCCCCCCCACUGGACACAAUUAUUAAGGUUAAUGGGCUAAAUAAAGCCACAACUUUAUUGGUUACAGGUGAUGAGCGGUAUUGGCUUAGGCAUUGGUCCUAACCGACUAUAUCCGGCUUCAGCCCGUCCGCUUGAAGACCGGGAAGGGUUAACCACCAGUAGGGGGAGUCCUGCUGAUGCACAUCAACUAGGAACUCCCCCGGGGUCACCGCUAGGGGGUGUGCCUUAGGCCCUCGCCUCCAUAGGCUUCCGGCAGGGCCACGCCCCCUGGAAUCCUUUAUCGGACUACCCUUCAAUAUGUGGGGCAGGUGAUGGCGCUACCUCCCCUCUUCCAUCUACAGAACAAUACCAAUGCCUAACCGCCAAUACCAAGAAAGUUGUGACGAUUUGCUACGAGGUAGGUGAAAACCAAGUGGCUGGUGCCAAUUUGCCAAGUGGAAAAAUUCUUACCAGGCCCCUCAACGGCGACCAACCAAGGUCCAUAGCAAGGUCAAGGAACGAAAACCUUAUAGGGCGGGAGGGUGGGGGAAACCAGAACAGCUGGUAGGCAGGAAAAGAGGGAGAUCCCCGGCCACGCCUGCAUUACAUAGGGCAGGCCACGCCCCCAGAGCCAGCCGAUUGGCUGGCCAGGAGGUGACGCGGCCAGGGAUUCCCCCAGUCGUGCAGGGGCUGGGCUCCAGCCGCCGUGCGCGUGGUGGGGCCGUGACACCCGCAAUCCCACCUCCUCUGCAGGGCGGAAGUGCCUUUGGGGUACAGUUAAUGUAACUAAAGUUGUUUACAGUGUAUUCAUCAAAGAUGAGGAACCGAAACUAUGGAACCCUCUUCCACAGGACCAACCUUGAUGGCUUUAAAACAGGAUUAGACAAAGUCAUGGAAGAAAGAGCUACCAAUGGUUAUUUGUGUUAGGAUAUUUCCGUUCCACCUUAAAAGGGAGCAGGCUUUGUGAGUCAGAGUCUGCGCAUGUCCUGUUCACAGGAUGUUUAUGUUUGCUAUUGCUUUCGUUUUCUCUCUGUGUCAUAGACACUAAAGCAGGCAGUCAUGUUUUUCUGUGUUCUGAUCAACGCUGAAUAAACUUGUAAAUAAUGCUCUCCUGAGUGCAACUUUUGGCUGUGCAUUAUCUGCUGAUAGAGUGUGCAUGAGUCUGGAAUGUGGCAAGAUAUUUUCUAGAAACUCAUGUCGCUGCGUGCCUACGGGAGGUCGAUGGAUCGUCCGGCAGACGGCUUGGGGGCCUUGAUGGACUUUAUCUCCCUGGCAGUAUCCCAACAACUUGCCACAAUGGCUCUGCCCUGCCUCCACAGUAGUAGUAGUAGUAAUAAUAAUAAUAAUAAUAAUAAUAAUAAUAAUAAUAUUUAUACCUCGCCCUCCCCGGCCAGAGCCAGGCUCAGGGCGGCUAACACCAGUAAAAUCACAAUAAAAACAUAAUAGGGGAGGUGGGGAAACCAAUUUAAGAUACAGGUUAAAAUGCAGUUUAAAAUGCAGCCUCAUUUUAAAAGUAGCCCAUAGAUCAAAACCAUAAGGGGAAGGAAACAUAAGGGUCAGACUGAGUCCAAACCAAAGGCCAGGCGGAACAGCUCUGUCUUGCAGGCCCUGCGGAAAGAUGUCAAGUCCUGCAGGGCCCUAGUUUCUUAUGACAGAGCAUUCCACCAAGUCGGGGCCAGUACUGAAAAGGCCCUGGCCCUAGUUGAAACCAACCGAACCACCUUGCAACCUGGGACCUCCAAAAUGUUGUCAUUUGUGGACCUUAAGGUCCUCUGCAGGGCAUACCAGGAGAGGCGGUCCCGUAGGUACGAGGGUCCUAGGCCGCAUAGGGCUUUAAAGUAGUGCUUCUGAAUACCAGUUGCUGGAAACCACAGGAGGCGAGAGGGGUCUUGUGUUCGAAUCCUGUCUGGCUGCUGUGAGGAAAGGAUGCUGGACUAGAUGGGGCCAUUGGCCUGAUCCUGCAGACUCUCCUUAGGUUCUUAUAUCCCCACGUCCAGAUGUUGUUGGACUCCAACUCCCAUCGUCUCCAGCCAGCCUGGUCAGUGGGGAGGGAGGAUGAGAGUCAAAUUCCAGCCACAUCUGAAAGGUUUCAGGUCCAUGAAAUAGUUUUACAGAACUCUGUUUCCUAUUUGCAAUAUUUUGGAAUCUGGACAAAGGUUUCCCCAGCCCAGUCGAGGGGACUUUACUCCCCCCGGUUCAUUCUAUAUUUAAGUCAGAGAAGCAUUUCCAAAUCCAGGGGAUUUCUCUGCAAUCAAAACUGGGUUGCAGAACUACAUUUGAGAGAGCAGCUUAGUUGCUAGUUGGGCGGGAGACAUUGCAAAGGAAUGACUUGGCCGUAGGAUAUAUUAACGUCAUUCACUUUUCCGCCCCGGGGCAGAAAUAAACAAAUGCCCACGCUUGUUGCCAGGGGUUGUUGUGGUAGCGCUGGUUAACAUCAUCUGUUCCAGCAAGAGGUUUAUAAAGCUGUCAGCCCGGCCUACUGAAUUGCUCACAUGCCCUUCCUGUGGGUUAUUGCUUUGCAAGGACAGAAAUGCAAUCUGCAAAACGGUCCGUCAAUUGCGUUUUCUACACAUCUGCUCUGCAGGUCUUGUUUCUUAGGACGUUCUAAAGAAAGGGCCACUGGGUCAGACAGGCAUAAGCCAAAUUGCUGACAGGUCUGCCCUCUGGGGUUUUUCACUGGGGAAUUAUUUUUUAUUUAUUGUUGUUGUUUAGUCGUUUAGUUGUGUCCAACUCUUUGUGACCCCAUGGACCAGAGCACGCCAGGCACUCCUGUCUUCCACUGCCUCCCGCAGUUUGGUCAAACUCAUGCUGGUAGCUUCGAGAACACUGUCCAACCAUCUCGUCCUCUGUCGUCCCCUUCUCCUUGUGCCCUCCUUCUUUCCCAACAUCAGGGUUUUUUCCAGGGAGUCUUCUCUUCUCAUGAGGUGACCAAAGUAUUGGAGCCGCAGCUUCAGGAUCUGUCCUUCCAGUGAGCACUCAGGGCCGAUUCCCUUCAGAAUGGAUAGGUUUGAUCUUCUUGCAGUCCAUGGGACUCUCUAGAGUCUCCUCCAGCACCAGAAUUCAAAAGCAUCCAUUCUUUGGCGAUCAGCCUUCUUUAUGGUCCAGCUCUCACUUCCAUACAUCACUACUGGGGAAACCAUAGCUUUAACUAUAUGGACCUUUGUUGGCAAGGUGAUGUCUCUGCUUUUUAAGAUGCUGUCUAGGUUUGUCAUUGCUUUUCUCCCAAGAAGCAGGCGUCCUUUAAUUUCGUGGCUGCUGUCACCAUCUGCAGUGACCAUGGAUCCCCCAGAAAGUAAAAUCUCUCACUGCCUCCAUUUCUUCCCCUUCUAUCUGCCAGGAGGUGAUGGGCCCAGUGGCCAUGAUCUUCGUUUUUUUGAUGUUGAGCUUCAAACCAUAUUUUGUGCUCUCCUCUUUCACCCUGUCGUACUCCUUUCCCAAUUUUGAACCAAUCAGUUGUUUUAUUUAUUAAUAACAUUUUAUUGCAUUAUGCAUUUAUUGUAUUCAAAACACAGCUUUUUCUUCAAGAAGCUCAUAGUGGGGCACAUGGUUCUCCCCACUUAUUAAAUCUCUGCAACAACCCUGUGAGGUAGUUUAGGCUGAGAAACAGUGUCUGGCCCAAAGUCACUCGGCUGAGUUUCAUUUCUGAGUAGGGAUUUGAACUUGUGUCUCCCAAGUCAUAUCCCAACACUGUAACCACUACACAGCACUAUCUCCCCAUCAUUCCCCCCCCCAUCAUUUUGUUUCAAAAAUCUUUAUUGAAACUUAACAUAUAUACACAAUCACCCGAAUUCCCAAUGAUUCCCUCACAUAAAAUAUAAUAUCUAAAUUACAACAGCUGCAUACACUUAAUUAUAAAACCCACCACCCUCUACUUCCCUCCACAGCAAUUUGACUUCAUUAUAUUUCUUUCUACCUUUUUUCCUUGCAUUCUGUAACAAAUUAUUUUUGUUAAAUUCUGAUUAUUUCCUUCUUUCUUUAUUGGUUUUGUUAUUGCUUACAUUUUUUAUUCUAAGCCUAUUAGCAUGUCAUUUUUAGAACAAUAUUUUGACAUAUAAUCUUCGAAAUACUAGCAUGAUAACUUGCCAAGUGUACAUUUUCACAUGCCUGAUACCUGCUUCAAAUUCUAGAAAAGCUUUAGAUCAAGGGUGUUGUGUUUCAGCCGUGUGUGUGUGUGUGUGUGUGAAUGCGGCCCCCCCAGGCCACACUAUAUGGCCCUCAGAAUCUUCCCUAGGCAACACCCAUCUCUCUGGGCUACAGCCCUAGUCAGCACUUCUCGGAUCUCUUCUCCAGUGCAUUGGUCUGGUUGCAAUUAUUAUUAUAAUUAUAAAUAUAUUUAGAUUCCACCUUUCUUCCAAGUUGGCAGUUUACAACAUUUAAAAACAUCAUCACAGAGCACAGGGCAAUAAAAAUAAACUAGCUAAAAACAGAAAACAGCAACGGCAUGUGUUCUGGAGCUGAGAAAAUAUCUCUUGCUUGCUCAGACUGAGGAUGGAGAGGUGAGUGUGACUUUUGCAUGGUUGGGAUGUAGCCUGCUGUGCAAAGGUAUCAUGUUUGUUCUGUUAUGUACUGAAGUUCUCACCCUGGGCCAGCAGGGCGAUACUGUAGAUAGUUUUCACUCAGGUCCACAUAUGCAAAUAAGAAAUUGAAAGUGAUGUUCAGUGAUUGGAUAUUUACAGAAAGUUGUUACAGUUGCGUUGUAGUUGAGCUGUAUAUAAGCAGGUUGGCUGAACCCUUCAGCCCAGUUCUGUUCUGGCCUGUGAAUAAACAAGAGCUGUUUGAAGAAUCGCUGUGUCGUCUGAUAUGUUCACCCACAACUUAACAUGUUCCUUCCACUUUUGCCUCUGGUCACGACCACCCUUGGCAUGCAGUCCUGGGAGGGCUGGUGUCAGGAGCAGGCCAGCAAUAUCUCGCAUGGUGCCAGUGAAGUUCUCUCUCUUUAUUCAAACAAACAACUCAGGAAUCCAGGCCUAGCGAGCACAGCAACUCUUCUCCGCAGGUUCCUUCCAAUCUGAGGCUCCUUUGUCUUGCCUGUCUUUGCUCUGCUCUCUUCAUACCUCUUUGGGUUCUGGGAGACCCAGCGGAAGGGAGCUGGUCGCUGCAGGAAGGGGAGACAGCCUGGCUUCCUAACCAGCCUGACUCAUUUCUGCUUCUUGGCCUCCCUCCUCUCUAACCUCUGCUUCUACCUCUGAUUCUGGGCUGCUCUCUGCCACAGACUCUUCCUGCUCACUAAGCCCUGUUGCCUCUUCAGCUUCCUUCUCCUCCCAGUCUGCUUCCUCUUCUCCUUCUGACCACACAUUGUCGUCCCACCAGGCUCUGAGCUUUCUUCCCUUGGGGUUCCGCAGCUGGUGUCUCCCACCAUUCCUAUUCUUCCAGCCAAUCCAUGACAGCUGACCAUGAAGAAACAUGGUCAGCGGAGGGUAGUCCAUUAGGGCAAAUGGGUCAGUGCCCCAACAGCCUCAGGCUGUCCUCACCUGCCAAUCUUCUUUCUUACAACCAGUUCAGAAGGUAGCCUUGGCUGUUGGAUUCCUCCUUGGUUUUCAGUGUUCCACUUGUAGAACACAGCAGGAAUGCGGAUGAGGACAAAGCUAGAUCUAGUCGGCUUUGCCUGCCCUUGGCUCUGGCUCCCCCUACUGUUGAGCUCCCUUCCUUCUGCCCUACCAGUUCCAAUAGGCACCAGCCACAAAUGGAGGUAGCCCUCCCCACACCCUCAAUGAGUCAAAUCGCUGGAAAGAAAAUGAAUGAAGGUGCCAUACUUGGAACCAAAAUCACUUCCAAUCUGCGUCUGCAAGAGAAGGGUGGAAACAGAUGCAGAGGAGGUCUAAUAAUAAUAAUAAUAAUAAUAAUAAUAAUAAUAAUAAUAAUAUAUUAUUUAUACCCCGCCCAUCUGGCUGGGCUUCCCCAGCCACUCUGUGCAGCUUCCAAAAUUACAGUAAUGCAUCAAACAUUAAAAACUUCCCUAAACAGGGCUGCCUUCAGAUGUCUUCUAAAUGUCAGGUAGUUGUUGUUCUCUUUGACGUUUGGUGGGAGGGUGUUCCACAGGGCAGGUGCCACUACUGAAAAGGCCCUCUGCCUGGUUCCCUGUAACUUGGCUUCUCACAGUGAGGGAACUGCCAGAAGGCCCACAGCGCUGGACCUCAGUGUCCAGGCAGAACGAUGGGGGUGGAGAUGCUCCUUCAGAUAUACUGGACCGAGGCUGUUUGUGUAUUUUGACACUGGGGAAUGCGUGACUUAGCUCCAGCAACUUGGCAUUCCAGCCUCCAUGUAAACAGUCAUAAAAAUCUCAUUUCUGGGAGGCAAAUCAGCAGAUAUAAAUUGACAGCAAGGAAAAUUGUAGGGUGGGUGGGAGGCAAAAUAUACCCUUACAUUCCUGAAGUUCCUGUUCCUUUUCACCAGGGAAAGGGCUUACUGCUCACUUUUAAGAGGGGAAUUCUGUAGAAACACUUUCCCUGAACACCAUCCUUUCUUCCUUGCCGAAAUAUUGCACAUAAUAUGCGAAAUUCAGAUUGCACCCUCAUCAGGAAGAACUUUAUGACAGUAAGAGCUCUUGGACAGGGGAAUGGACUCCCUCAGGAGGUGGUGGGUGUUGAUAUUUUCACCCCUCCCAUUGACAGAAUCUCCUGAUCUUUUUGAGAAAGAAGGGGUGGAAACCAAACAGUGUGGUGUAGUAGUUAGGAGCAGUAGACUUGUAACCUGGUGAACCGGGUUCGCUUCCCCGCUCCUCCACAUGCAGCUGCUGGGUGACCUUGGGCCAGUCACACUUCUCUGAAGUCUCUCAGCCCCACUCACCUCACAGAGUGUGUGUUGUGGGAGAGGAAGGGAAAGGAGAAUGUUAGCCGCUUUGAGACUCCUUUGGGUAGUGAUAAAGCGGGAUAUCAAAUCCAAACUCUUCUUCUUCUACUCUUCUGCUCCUGCCUGACUGCCUGACUCUGUGUGUGGAGAGCGUCUUAUCUAUGUGGUGACUAGAUGGCUGAGUGGGAGAUGUAACACUCAUGCAAGCCAGCAGUUUGUUAGUUUGUACAGUGGUACCUCAGGUUAAGAACUUAAUUCGUUCUGGAGGUCCGUUCUUAACCUCAGACUUGCCAAUCAGAAGGCCGGCGGUUCGAAUCCCCUCGACGGGGUGAGCUCCUGUUGCUCGGUCCCAGCUCCUGCCAACCUAGCAGUUCAAAAGCACGUUAAAGUGCAAGUAGAUAAAUAGGUACCGCUCCGGCAGGAAGGUAAACGGCAUUUCCGUGCGCUGCUCUGGUUCUCCAGAAGCAGCUUAGUCAUGCUGGCCACAUGACCCGGAAGCUGCACGCUGGCUCCCUCUGCCAGUAAAGCGAGAUGAGCACCGCAACCCCAGAGUUGGCCACGACUGGACCUAAUGGUCAGGGGUCCCUUUACCUUUUUUAUCUUCAGUAGCUCAGGGCCUCAUCAAAUCUAAAUCCAGCCCUGGGCGUAGUGGAAGAAGAAGAAGAGUUUGGAUUUGAUAUCCCGCUUUAUCACUACCCGAAGGAGUCUCAAAGCGGCUAACAUUCUCCUUUCCCUUCCUCCCCCACAACAAACACUCUGUGAGGUGAGUGGGGCUGAGAGACUUCAGAGAAGUGUGACUGGCCCAAGGUCACCCAGCAGCUGCAUGUGGAGGAGCGGGGAAUCAAACCCCGUUCACCAGAUUACAAGUCUAUAGCUCUUAACCACUACACCACACUGGACAAUUGUUAUAGCUAUUAUUAUUUAUUAAAUUUGUAUACCGCCCUCCAGCCAUAGAUCUCCAGGACCUGGGAGACUAGGGUUCAAAUCUGCACCUGGCCAUGAAGCUCUCUGGGUGAUCUUGGCCCAAUCAUUCAUUCCCUGCCACAACAGGGUUGUGGUGAGGAUAAAACAGGGAGAGCUAUGUACCCCUUCCCCUUGAGCUCCUUCAAGAGAAAAAAGAGGGCUAUAAGUGCAAGAAAUAAAUAAAUAAAUAAAUAAAUAAAUAAAUAAACAUCUCAGAAACAACGGCUGUUCCAAGGGUAGUCCUAUGUAUAACAGAUCAGUGGGGUCUUAUUUGUAUUUUACCAGAGCAUGGAUCGCAGCAGCACGGCUGCAACGUGACUUACAGAAUUCUAAAAGGUUCCCUGCAUAGCUGGCUCUCUCUCUCUCUCUCUCUCUCUCUCUCUCUCUCUCUCUCUCUCUCUGUGUGUGUACACUUUAUGGGGAUAGCUUGGCUUUGCGCCAAGGACCAUGCAUUCCUUAGCUGGACUGCUGCACGUUCCAGCAUUCAAACCAGGACACAACCGACGAUAACUUGGCAAUACAAUCACAAUUCCAUUUUCGCAGCUUUGUCCUGUGAAUUUGUUUGCCUUCAAGCGCACGUGUGUGUGUAUAAAUAUAAGGAGAACUUGACGGUUAAACAAGCAAUCGAUCAGUACAAAACUGCCCGUGACCGCAACCGUUUAUUUCUCAGUUAAAAUGAUUUCUUUCCUAUACCAUGGAUUGCCAGUGUGGUACUCAUGAGUUCAGUGAUGCCUGCAGGGAGCCUGUUAGCAAGACUUGGGCACACUGCGCUGCAUGAAGUAGGACUUUCUUCUAGCUGUUGUUGUAAACAAAAAUCUGCCCCUUUCCCCCCCUUAUGGGGUAUCCAAGAGCCCAUAAUAGAGUCUUUACAUAGGUUCCCUAUUGGUAGGAGAAAAUAACAGAGGCCAACCAGAGAAUAUUGUAAGCAGCUUGUAAACCUGAUCUUUAUUGAUCUGUUGCAACAGGGUCCUCACUCACCACACGCAGGAGGGAGGAGGAACCUCAAACAAUGGCGCGCAAGGCCUUAUAUAGACAUCUUAAAUUCCCUGCCCUGGAGCUCAAGACCACCCCUCCAUACAUCAUGCAUAUCACAGAAGGGGUGUAGCUCAAGACCCCCCCCCAGAUACAUCAUACCUACAUCACAGAAAGGGCGGUCUACAGCAGAAAUCUGAGUGCUUUGUUUACCUCCUGUCUGCCAGGUUACCUGUUUAAUGGUCACUUGAUUGGAUUGCCUUGGAGCCUGGCCAGUCUUUUGUAAUGAUAAAUACUUAGUUCCUGAGCCAGGUCACAGGCUCACACCCUAUGCAUAUCAUAAAUGUGCCCUUAAGACAGGAUUUGUGAGGAAAGAGACAAUGGGGAGGCUUUUCCAUUUUCCUUUGACCUUGCAGAGAAAACAUCUGGUCAGUUUGGGAAUCAAAAUGAUUUCAGGUCGGUCUUCCUGUGCUAAUCUAUGUACGUGCUUGGUUGGUACAUUUAUGAAUAUUUAAUAUAUAUCUGAGGCCUUAAAAUUCUUAUCACACUGUCCUGAAUCUUCCAUCAUCAAGCCUCAUUGGCUAUCCAUGAGUCCUAGUUUUAUAAGAGAUGGAGAAAGACGUGCGCUAUUAUGCUUUCUCCAUGCCAUGCAUAAUUUGUGCAAACUUCCAUUAAGUUUCUUCUUACUCACUUUUUCUCUAAACUAAAAAUUCCGAAAUGGGGCAACCAUCCCUUGCAGAGAAGUGCAAGAAAUCUUCAUUCCAUAGUUCCGUUGGUAGAACAUGAGACUUUUAAUCUUGGGAGACUCAUCUUCAUUAGAAAUAUAUUUUAAAAGGUCCAGUAGCACAUUAAAGUUAAAGGGACCCCUGACCGUUAGGUCCAGUCCCGGAUGACUCUGGGGUUGCAGCGCUCAUCUCACUUUAUUGGCCGAGGGAGCCGGCGUACAGCUUCCGGGUCAUGUGGCCAGCAUGACUAAGCCGCUUCUGGAGAACCAGAGCAGCGCACGGAAAUGCCGUUUACCUUCCUGCCAGAGCGGUACCUAUUUAUCUACUUGCAUUUUGACGUGCUUUCGAACUGCUAGGUUGGCAGGAGCUGGGACCGAGUAACGGGAGCUCACCCCGUCAUGGGGAUUCGAACCACCGACCUUCUGAUAGGCAAGUCCUAGACCAACUAAGUUUGUUCUUGGUAUAAGCUUUCAUGUGCAUGCACGCUUGUUCAGAUACGCUGAAACAGAAGUCACCAGACCCUUAUAUAUAGUGGGAUGGUGGGGUGGGGGUUUUUCUCAGGAGGGUAGUAGGAGAUGGGUGAUUGACUCAAAGGAUAUGGAAAACCUGCUGACGACUGUUAACAACUGCAAUUAGUCCUACAUCAAAAAGCAAGGGAUAGUAUGCAGAUGACCAAAAAUAACUUUAGCAUAUGUAAUGAGACAAAAAUCCAAUAUCUCUAUUCAGACCAGGUCUCUCCAUAGUUUUCAGCUUAGUGAUAAGUUGUAAUUCAGCAACUUCUCUUUCAAGUCUGCUUCUGAAAUUCUUUUUGAAUUCUGAAAUCAGCUUCGUUAGGUUUGUGUUUCUAAAAAAUGCGUUAUAAUACUGUGGCACCAGAUGGCGCUGUGGAGUCCCAUCUUUUGGCAAUGUGAUUUCCCAUUAUGAGGUUUACAACACAUUUUCCUGAAACCAUCCUGGCCUGAGUUUGGGACCCCCAAUAGGACAUAGUUUCCUUAAGGUCCUUGCCGAGAUUAUGGAUAGAAUUGAACCCGUGUCAAGCUCCAUGCGGCAUGGGGCCCCCUCUAUCUGUACCUCUACAUAAAUUUUCUCUACGUUGGGGUGGGGCAACUGGUAUACCUGGAAGUCCGUGAGCUCCGUCGAGUUGCCUUGGUGUGUUGGGCCACGGGACCUGGGGCUCUUGGAUCGGUCAUCUGAUGCCUGGCAUCGGGUGGACCGAGCCCGACACACCCGGGCGAUGUGUCCCGAUUUUCUGCACUGCCUGCACUCUGCGUUGCGGAAACCUGCAGACCAAUCAUACUGCUACAUUUUUCUAGGACCAAUCAGACUGCUGCAUUCUGAAUCCUAUUGUUCUAGGACCAAUCAGACUGCUGCAUUUUGGAUCCUAUUCAACUCAGUACAUAACAACAAUGAAUAACAGUGUCCCUACCUUUACAGGUUGCUCGAAGAGUCCCAAGGCAUAACCGGUUUCUGCAGAGAUUGGUAGGUUCACAGUGCUUACUAUUUCCCUACAAAAAGCUGUUGUCCUUGCAAGAAAAGAAAGGAUGAGUUUGCAAGUUUGUUUGCUUGUUUUGUUCCCAAUAUUUCUAGACUUCUUUUCACCGUAGAGGGUGACAAAACAGUUCACACAACAACCCAUAGAUCAACUCAUCCAUCAAAGUAAUACGACGCUUAAAACAAACAAAAACUGCAGGUGAAAACAUAAAGCGCAACUUACUUAAGUCUCCUGCUGAAAUGGAAAGGUCCUCAUCAAGUAUCUGAAGUUCAACAGGGGGGCUUGUCUGAUCUUGGCUGGGAGAGAGUUGCACAGAAUUUGGGCCACAACAGCUCCUGGUAGAGAUAAGCUGUACAUCUCAACCAUUGGGUGCAAGUAACAGAGACUCCCUCUGAGGAUCUCAGUGAUCGGGUAGGGAGAUAAAGUCCUCAAGAUGUCCUGGAGUCAUGUUGUUAAGACUUGCAGAUUAAUACAAGAACCUUGAGCUUGGCUGGUAACCUGUGUGCAAGCUCUUAAGCACCGGAGUUACAAGUUGGCAAUAUUCUGUGUUGCAACCGCAGAGAUCAUUCUGUUUGUAACUUAAGGGUUAACCCUGUUAGCGUUAAACUCAACUAGCCAAGGGGGAAGAUGGGUGGAGGUGUUGCUUAGCAACCAGGCAGCAUGACAUGAGGCACUCUGAUUGGCUGUUUAGUUCAGAAGGAGUUUCCUUCUGUAUGCAUCUACACCAGGAAUCCCAAACUCGGCCUUCCAGAUGUUUUGGGACUACAAUUCCCAUCAUCCCUGACCACUGAUCCUGUUAGCUAGGGAUGAUGGGAGUUGUAGUCCCAAAACAACUGGAGGGCUGAGUUUGGGGAUGCCUGAUCUACACAAUCAUGUGGGGAGACACCUGUACUACACCUGAGGGUUUCAAUAUGUUUCUGGACUCCCAUCAGCCCUUUCAGUAUGGCCAGUGGAGCCAAGGGGGUUGUGCGAUUUGUAGUCUUGCAAAACCUGGAGCAUCGCAGGUUCCCCAUCCCUGGCUUACUAUUAAGAAAACCUCAAAGCAGUUUUAAAAAAAAACAAAAAACUGGGGAGGGGAAGGAACACACAUUACAACCAUUUGAAAAAGUGCACUUAUCAGAAGAUGCACAUUUGGAAAUAAUUACGAGUGAUUAUGCCACACCCACCGGGGGUAGCAGAACAUAAGAGGAGUAAGUUGGAUAUCUCCAGCAGUGUAGAAAACCAAUUGCCCUUCUGCUCGUGGCGUUUGGAACCACCCAUCCGGAAUCAAUGAUCUUGAGGAACGUGCCACGUCCUGACUUCACCUUUCGUGAAUGAUUUGCAACUGCUAAGCUGAGCUCCCCGCCUUUCACAAACUUCCAUUCACACCCAAGGAGACUCCAACACUCCUUUGCCUAUGGGUCUUUCAUGCAGGGAUUUGCUUGGCAGUCAGUUAUGAAUGAAAGCCGUUUGUACUCAAAGCUCAGAGAGCUGUAAUGGAUUGCUGGAGGUGCAUCGACACGUUGCGAUGCCGCUAAGGAAUGGCUGCUCUCUUCCAACAGGAGACCAGGCCCCGGAUGUCUGAAUUCUUGGUGAGAUCCACAAUAAUUUCUCGCUAUGCAUUUACGACCGUCUCCUGCACUCUGGUGAACAGCGGCUCGGAGCCCAGGGAAGGCCAGUUUGAGAUGCAGAUACCCAUCACCGCCUUCAUCUCCAAUUUUACCAUGUAGGUGAGAGGUUUUGCUGAGCCUGUGGCUAGGAAUGAAGGGAUCCACAUUGCAUUUACAGACAAGACAUAUUUGCACUUUCUGAAAUGAUAACACACCCUCCCCCCAAAAAAAACCCCAGCACACCAAAUUUCUGGAAUUUGAUCUCGCAAUAGAAUGUAGGAAUACCUUUUAAUAUACAGUGGUACCUCUGUUUACGAACUUAAUCUAUUUCGGAAGUCCGUUCUUAAACCGAAACUGUUCUUAAACUAAGGCACGCAUUCCCUAAUGAGGCCUCCUGCCGCCGGUGCCCUUCCACUGUUCGGAUUCUGUUCUUAGACCGGGGUAAAGUUCGCAAACCGGGACACUAUUUCCAGUUUUGCAGAGUUUGUAAACUGAAUCGUUCUUAAACAGGACUGUUCUUAAGGCAAGGUACCACUGUAUAUCAUGCUGAGAUGUAGUGCAUUCGGGUAUUCCAGCAUUUAUAUAAACCAGUUUUCCCCCCAGGUUUUUUCUGGGCCACUGCCCUCUUGGUUCCAUAAACUCAUCCCUAGUGCCCCCUGUUGUUUAGUCGUUUAGUCGUGCCCGACUCUUCGUGACCCCCUGGACCAGAGCACGCCAGGCACUCCUGUCUUCCAGUGCCUCCCACAGUUUGGUCAAACUCAUGCUGGUAGCUUCGAGAACACUGCCCAACCAUCUCGUCCUCUGUUGUCCCCUUCUCCUUGGGCCCUCCAUCUUUCCCAACAUCAGGGUCUUUUCCAGGGAGUUUUCUCUUCUCAUGAGGUGGCCAAAGUCUUGGAGCCGCAGCUUCAGGAUCUGUCCUUCCAGUGAGCACUCAGGGCUGAUUUCCUUCAGAAUGGAUAGGUUUGAUCUUCUUGCAGUCCAUGGGACUCUCAAGAGUCUCCUCCAGCACCAGAAUUCAAAAGGAUCAAUUCUUCGGUGAUCAGCCUUCUUUAUGGUCCAGCUCUCACUUCCAUACAUCACUACUGAGAAAACCAUAGCUUUAACUAUACAGACCUUUGUUGACAAGGUGAUGUCUCUGCUUUUUAAUUGCCCCCUACCCUAUAAAAAAUGUUAUUCAGAAUAGCAGUUUGCAUGACCCACUAAGGACUAUAACACAAUAAAGAUUCAAACCGGUAAUUGCACAUCUUAUAAAAAAACCCCAACAGUUUGUCUUUACCCCCUUCUACUGCCUCUCGAGACACAUGGAUGUCAGCAAUACAGUAGUACCUCAGGUUAAGUACUUAAUUCGUUCUGGAGGUCCGUAACCUGAAUCUGUUCUUAACCUGAAGCACCACUUUAGCUAAUGGGGCCUCCCGCUGCUGCUGCGUCACCGGAGCACGAUUUCUGUUCUCAUCCUGAAGCAAAGUUCUUAACCUGAAGCACUAUUUCUGGCUUAGCGGAGUCUGUAACCUGAAGCGUAUGUAACCUGAAGCGUAUGUAACCCGAGGUACCACUGUAUUCAGAAUCCGAUACAAACUAUUUAGUGUACUUAAUUCAUCAAACCUGAUGAACAUGAUAUAUUGCUACUUGCUUUUCAAAGUCUGGUAGUCAAACACACCUCCAACAUCUGCCUGGUACCCCAUUGCUUCUUUUGCAUCCCUCCCAGGUUAUCCCAUGGCCUCCCCCCAGCUCAAUUUGGGAACUCCUGCUAGAAUCAGUCGUAUAACGGCAUUCAAAAAUGCUCGCCGUACUUAAAUAACCAAUUUUCCCAAUGAGAGGAGAUUUUGAUGAGCGUUUUGUAUGAAGGCUGGAAUGCCCAGGUGUAAAUGUGACCACUUAGCUACAUGGCCGUGUGGCCUACUUUGCAGAAACAGUCCUUUAUUUGACGGUGAAGAACCUUAAGUGGGGGAAAGCUGGGGUGGGGAGAGUUUGAAAUUGCCCCUCAACAGCAGCCGAAGGAGGCACACAGGCCAAUGGGUCACAGCCGAUCCUCACAAUGGUGAGAUGCGAUGCAUCUGGGCAUUCCAGCCUUCCUAUAAAACAGUCAUAAAAAUCUCCUUUCUGGUGGAAAAAAUAUUUCAGAUUUUUUAAAAUGACAGUUUUAUAAGAAGGCUGGAAUGCCCACCCAGCUGUAGUGCUUCUCACCACCACAAGGAAAGCUGUGGCUGGCAGAAUCCACUUGAUCCUACACCCCUUCGUGCUAACAUUCUCUCCCCCCCCCCAAUUUUUUAUUGGUUUUCCAAAUUUACAACAAACACACAUAAUAUAUUUUUUUUGCAAUAUUAAAAGGAAAAAAACAAACAGACAUAUAGACACCUAUCUGUUGAGAGCCCAAUUUAGUUUUCAUUGUUAAAUGACUUCCUUGAAUCCCCCCUAACUGAGUUUCCAUAGAUCUCAUUGUAGCAGUUUUCCAAUACAGUGGUACCUCGGGUUACAUACGCUUCAGGUUACAGACUCCGCUAACCCAGAAAUAGUGCUUCAGGUUAAGAACUUUGCUUCAGGAUGAAAACAGAAAUCGGGCUUGGGCUCUGGCAGCUGGAGGCCCCAUUAGCUAAAGUGGUGCUUCAGGUUAAGAACAGUUUCAGGUUAAGUGCAGACCUCCGGAAUGAAUUAAGUACUUAACCUGAGGUACCACUGUAUCCACUUUCUAAUAAAAUUAACUUAAUCAAGUUGCUAUCUUUCUUUCUCAUAAUAUUUUCAGUCCAAAAUGUUAUACAAUUCAACACAUUUUACUCCUAGGCCAAUUUGGUACUUACAAUAGUUUUACUUACGUUAUAUUGGAAUAUCUAGCUAAAUAGUCCUUAAAUUUCUUCCAAUCUUCUUGAUGUAUCUCCUCUUUCUGAUUGCUGAUUCUUCCAGUCAGGUUGACCGGGUCCAGAAAGUCCAUCAUCUUCAUACGCCAUUCCUCCACUGCUGGUAUUUCUUGCAAUUUCCAGUUUUUAGCUAACAAAAUUCUUGCUGCAGUUGUGGCAUACAAAAUCAAUCUAACAUCUUUUCUGGGCAAUUCCAAUCCUAUUAUUCCAAGUAGAAAGGCUUCUGGUUUUUUAAAUAAAUGUAUAUUUCAGCAGCUAAUAUUCUCUCUUUCGUGGCUCCAGGGUCAUCGGUGAGAGGGUUUACCACGGGGAAGUAAUCGGGAAGGACCAGAAGUACGGGGGCACAGACAGAAAGAACAGAUAUUCGAGACCCACAGAUAACGGGUAGGUAUUGCAUAGAGAGGGGCAAACCUCCUGCAGUUUGAUCUGUUCCAGGUCUUACAUGGGGGACUUGACCCAUCUGGUCUCUGGACAGAUUUCUAAGGGGAAAUCCUGGCCAAUUCAUGUGGAAAUGCAAAUGUGAAAAAGGGGGUGGAUCAUUACUUACAAGGCAAUGCAAGGAUUUCACUCUUUCCAUUUCUUAAAAAAAGCAACCCUGUUUCAAAGCGUCAGAAACCACCCAGCUGUUUGCAGUUUGGAGUGGCUUGCAUGUGAGGCUUCUUGUCACCAUGCCUCAAUGAAAACUUUCAAGGCAGGAUUCAGGCACAUUCCAGCCUAUCAAUAUCCUCAUUAAAUGGUGGUACCCAGAAUUGGACGCAGGACUCCAGGUGGGGUCUGACCAAGGCAGAAUUGAGCGGUACGAUUACUUCCCUUGAUCUGGGCACUAGACUUCUGUUGACACAGCCUAGAAUAGCAUUAGCGUUGGUCCAUCUACUCAGUAUUGUCUACACUGACUGGCAGCACCUCUCCGUGGAUUUCAGACGGGAAAUUCCCAGCCUGACCUGUAGAGGUCAGGGAUUAAACCUGAGACCUUCUGCAUGCGAAAUAUGUAGGAAUGGAUUUAGGAGAGGAUAUAUUAUUUAGUUAUUAUCCUUCCUUGCUCACAUGAGUGAGAUCAGCAGAGUACCAUCCUUUGCAGCUUUAAACUUGGAAGCUAAAACAAGGCUAAUAAUAAUAAUAAUAAUAUUUUAUACCCCGCCCAUCUGGCUGGGUUUCCCCAGCUACUUCUAUUGGGAUGGCUCCCAAUAGAAUAUUAACAUGAUAAAACAUCAAACAUUAAACACUUCCCUAAACAGGGCUGCCUUCAGAUGCUUUCUAAAACUCAGGUAGUUGUUUAUUUCCUUGACAUCUGAUGGGAGGGCGUUCCACAGAGCAGGCGCCACUACCAAGAAGGCCCUCUGCCUGAUUUAACCUUCUAGAAACAAUAAUCCAGGCUAUUUUAUGGCAAACUGGAUUUCCCCUGUUAUUGUCCCUUUUCUCCCCCUUAAAAAUAACCAAACAGAAAAUGUUUUGUGAAGAAAUAAAAGUACUAUCUACUUACAUAAGCUAGGUAUUGAAGCAGCAGCAAAAGGAAGGCAGGUUUAUGAUUACCAUCUAAGUUUUAAAAAGGUAAAGGUAAAGGGACCCCUGACAGUUAAGUCCAGUUGCAGACGACUCUGGGGUUGUGGCGCUCAUCUCGCUUUACAGGCUGAGGGAGCCGGAGUUUGUCCGCAGACAGUUUUUCUGGGUCAUGUGGCCAGCAUGACUAAACCGCCUCUGGUGCAACAGAACACCAACACCAGAGCAGCGCAUGGAAACGCCAUUUACCUUCCGGCUGGAGCAGUACCUAUUUAUCUACUUGCACUUUUUGGCGUGCAUUCAAACUGCUAGGUUGGCAGGAGCUGGAACUGAGCAACGAGAGCAUACCCCAUUGUGGGGAUUCGAACUGUCGACCUUCUGAUCGGCAAGCCCAAGAGGCUCAGUGGUUUAGACCACAGCACCACCCGUGUCCCCACCGUCUAAGUUACAAAAGUACAAAAUCUGUGUUGAAAAUGGUAUCUGAGCUGCAGAGCUCAGGCAUGCACAUGUGGUCAGCUUGGAGACAUGAGGAAGAAGAAAAGAGAUGCCCGGGCAGGAAGGAAGGAUGUAGUGUUACAGCUUCCUGCCAAGGCAGACAAAGGAAGUGAUGUCACAGAGUUCUCUCUAGCAAAUUUUACGGGAAAGCUCUGUGAGCUUUAGCCCUUCAUGUGCCUAUCUGGCAAAAUAUGAAUUGUUGGUUUGACUGCAACGAAGGCCCAGAAAACAGAUGCUGUACCAUUGAGCUGUGGUUGCUUUGAUGGCUACCGCCUCCUCCUGGUUUUUGAGACCAAAGUAGUCUCCUUUCUGCCCUUUUGCCUCCGUGGGGGAUGAGGUGCUAAGUAUAUGAAAAUACACGCCCUGUUGAAACCCACAUGCUAAAUGCACCUUUGAAUUCUCCUGGUAGGGAACACAGAGUUGAGACAUUCAAAGCCUCCGGAACAAUUCCCCGGAAAACAGAAGCCGUCUUCCUACUGCACUAUGAGGAGCUUUUGCAGAGACGGUUGGGGAAGUAUCAGUACACGGUCAGCAUCCGGCCUCAGCAGCUGGUAGGGAAGUUACGGGUGGAGGUGAACAUCCUUGAAAAUUCGGGCAUCGUCUCUCUGGAAGUCCUUCCUCUCCAAAACAGCAAGAGCAGAGGCAAUGGGAGCAGCGAAGGUGAGUAGAACUUAACACGGGGGCAAGGAAUGCUUUUCAGCCAAGUGUGCUGGGCCCAGGGGUUAACCCAAGCAACACGGUCCAGGUCCGGUCCCAAAUCCAAGGGUUCCUCGAGGAGCCAGUCCGACAGGGCUGAGGUAGGACACCAGGCAAGGUCAGGCACAGGAUCACAGGCAGGUUCUAACAAACAGUAAUGUUGCUCCCGCAACCUGGGGCAGGGUCCGACAGCCUUUUAUCUUUGUCGGGGUAAUGGCCGGUCCUGAUCCCCCGGUGACUCACUUCCCUGUCUCGCCCAAAGGCAAGCACUCCUCCUGCGAGUACUCAGGUCUCUCCUUCUCUCAGAGCUUAGUCCCUGCAACUCGGGAGAUGUCAGUGGGUUACCAGACCCAGGGGCUGCCUCAGCCUCCCCUGACCCAACCGGUAGUGGAGCAGCUGUAAGUGAUGGCCCAGCUGAAGGCAACGAGGUCAUCCCUGCAUCUGGAGCCAGGGCAGGCUCAGGCCCCUGACUCGGCCCAGCUGGUGUUUGUUGCAGGGGAACCUGUGCAGACUGGGACUCUUCAGAAUCAGGCCCCAGACUAGGUUCAGAUGCCGCCUGAGGCAAAGGAUCCAGUGCGGACUGAGACUCCUCUGGUUCUGAGUCCGAGUCCGAGUCCCAGGCUAUCACACCAAGGGCCAAAUUCCAUUCUAGGCAAUCUUUGAGGGGCCAGCUGGGAGAGGAGGGCAUGGCCAGAGGCAAUCUUUACCUCUGUACAGUGGACUAGUUUCUUCAUCCAGGCAAGCAAGAGGCACUAUCAGAGUUCAAGGAAACCUCAAAAAUAUGUAUACGCACAGGUCCCGCUUACUGAACACAAUGCGUUCCCAGGAAACUGUUAAUUCAUUGAGGGUUUGCUUAGCGGGCUGACGGCUUCCUCUAUUUCCUAUGGGAGCAUUUCCAAUCCAUGGUUUCUCCACCUCUGCCAACACCAUGGUUUCUUCCAAAAAUGGCAACCAGCCAACCAGCAAAAGAGAGGCAAAAGAAACACUGGUUUGUCCAAUCUGUUCUGCUCCCUGAUUUGUCUGUUCUCGCUUCCUGCUCCCUCUUUCCAUGGGUCUUGCCCACAAGUGGCCACAGUUGACUAGCAGGGCACAAACCAGUAAGGAAGAUGGCAAGCUCCAUCUGUUCGGAUAUCUGAAUCAGCUGUGCAGGUAGCAAGGUCAGGGUAUAAUUUUUGUGUGUCUGGAUACGUGAAUUUUUGCACAGACAUAUAGCGGGACCUGCGUGUGUUUUGCAAAUUUGCAGACACAAAAUUGUGUAUUAGGAGAAAGUGGCCCAGUACUGUUGAAUAUCUUGCCAUUAGAGAUUCAGCGGAUGCCUUCUGUUUUUUUGUUUUUUGUUUUUUCUGUGCCAGCUUUUAAAUGCUUGCUGAGAACUUUUCUGUUCCACCAGGCAUAUACAGGCAAUUAAGAAUACUUCCUUCCGCAAUGAUUAAAUGUCUGGGUUUUGGUUUUUUUUUACUAUUUUAGUGAUUUUUAUUAUAUGGUUUUUAUUGUUGCAAACCACUUCAAUGAAUGUUUUGCGACACAGCGGUAUACAAAUAUUUUAGUAAAUUAGUAGAUUUUAAAUAAACAUAUAAAUCAGAAAUGGGUGCAGAAAUUUAUGGAACUGAAUCUAAGUUUGAAAGAAGAAGAAAACCCCCUGAGAGAAACCAAAAUUGACCAGUUAGAAUUGGAAAGUUUUAAAUGCUUGAUAUUUUACUACGUUUUAUAUAUCCUGUAAGCUGCCCAGAGUGGCUGGGGAAACUCAGUCAGAUGGGUAUAUUAUUAUUAUUAUUAUUAUUAUUAUUAUUACCUACUAUCCAUCACUGCCAACCUCACAGGGUUGUUGUGAGGUUCGAGUGGAGAGAUGCAUGUCACCCUGUCGUAGGAUGGGAUGGAAACGUAAACAGAGAAAUAAAAUACUUUUCGGCAUCUGAGAACGAUUCUCUCUGACUCCUGAUCUCCUCCUGGGAACGUGCUUAUUUUAAGCAAAUUGUUUUUUCCAUCUGGCUGUGCCAAAUCGCAUAGGAAGUCCAGCAGCUCUACAGUGAUGGAAAUCCCCCUGUUUGCCAAAAGCAGUAGCCAGCAGGCGACGCAGAGCCAUUCUGCCACUCCUCUGUUUUUCCCUGUCCAUAGUUUUCAUUGUUCCUUUGUACACUGGCAGCUCUGAGGGAAAGGAUGCGGACGCUGUUGCUUAGCCUAGCAGACACCAUGCUAAAUUAGCAAGGCUGUCUUGCUAAAUGACCCAAGGUGGGGACUGAACCUGCGUCGUGUGCCAACGCUCAGAUUUCAAGAACAGCAGCCUGUGUCUGUUGCAAGAAAUUCGGUGGCAUUAAACUAGCCGACGGUCUUUUCCAAGAUCCCAUCCUCACUUCUUGCUGUGUUGGAGUCAAACAAAAUGUUACAUGGCAGAUGGGUUUAAUAGACUCUUUGCUGCAGCCGCCUUCACAAUGGAAAACAACUGUGGGUGUUUAUGAUCUAGAGAAACCAACAAAAAAAUCCCUUUCCCUCCAGUCAUUUCCCAUUCAAAAUCCCACUCUUAAACUUCCUUUCCACGCAUUGGAAAGGGGCUGUAAUCUUCCUCUGGAGACAGAAGGUAGUCUUCAUGUUCUGCUUGUAAGAUGCUCAGACGGACUCAGGACUGAGAUCCUCAGCUGCAAAUGCAAUGUUUUAAGUGCAUUAUACAAAUGUGACACUAGAUGGUGAUGGUGAGCUUAUGGCAAAUUCGAUAUAUUUUUCAAAACGCUUUUUUUUAAAGCAUUUUCACAGCGUUUUUUAUAUGUGUCUAGAUUCCACCCCUGUCUCUGGAUGCAGGGAUGGGAGUAAAUUUGACUCCGUUCUCAUUUAAAGGUGGACCUGUCUAAUUUGAAUAUUCGAGGCAACACGUGAACCGAAACGCAAUCGUCCUUCAAAAUUCACACUUUGCUGAAUUUAGAAUGCAGUUCUCCCGCCAAAUAGUGUGCACAAAAAGUCACACGCUGGGCUUAAUUGUGCAGUAAAUUGCAUAUACAGUAUUUUUCGCUCUAUAAGAUGCACCAGACCAUAAGAUGCACCUAGUUUUGGGAAGAGGAAAACAAGAAAAAAAAUAUUCUGAAUCCCAGAAGCCAGAACAGCAAGAGGGAUCUGGCUUCUGGGAUAGCCUCUUGCUGUUCUGGCUUAUGGGAUAGCUGCGUGCAGCCUCUCCCGGGCAGGGGGAGCCUUCAUUCCUCUGCCCAGGAGAGGCUGCACUCCCUUUAAAGAGCACGCGGAGUGUGUGUGCGGCUCUUGGGGGCUUUUCUCCCUCCUUGGGGAAAAGCCCCCAAGAGCCACACACACGCUGCACGUGGCUCUUUAAAGGGAGCGCUGAGCAGAGCCUCCCGCCUGCAUUCGCUCCGUAAGAUGCACACACAUUUCCCCUUAGUUUUUAGGAGGGGGAAACUGCGUCUUAUAGAGCGAAAAAUACGGUAUAUAUUGGUUAAGGGAACAUGCAGACAUGCAUUGUUUUAGGGGAAAUUGCUUUAGGGGAAAGUGAAUGGAAAUGUUAUGGAGAACUGAACUUAGGAAUGGAAACUGAGAGAAACCAGAAUUGAGGGGUUCACUCGUCCCAGUGCCCCUCCAAGUUGAACUCCUUCUCCACUCAUGAAAAGGGGUCCUCUAGUCUUCCUCUGCAGAUAGUUAAGUCUGUUUCCUUCAUGAACCUUCCCUGAUGGACCCUUAAAUUAAGACCAACCUUGCUUGCUUUUACAUCAAUUGCACCCACACGUCCCGGAAACCCUCUAUUAAUGAGGGAUAGAAAAAUGGUACGUCUUGAACAAGAAGAGGAAUAAAUAAUAAUAAUUUUUUAUUUAUACCCCGCCCUUCCCAGUUCAGAAAACCGGGCUCAGGGCGGCUAACAACAAAUUUAAAACACUUAAUUGAUGCAACAGCAUGAAAUACAGUAUAAAAACGUGAAUAACAAUAAAUUCAGAAUUCAAAAAUGAAUUUUUGGGGGAAAUCCAUCCAAUAAACAUUAGAUGAUCACCAGGGCUAGCUGGCUAAAUUAGUCCUAUUUGGGUCAGCGAGGAGACCAGGGGACUGACGAUGAAAUAGUUGGCUGCAAAUGGACAGCUCUCUUCGUAAGAUACAUGUGAACCCAGCUAUUUUGUUUUCCCCAGGCAGGAAACUUGCAAGCCACCAACUUUUGGAAAACGGUUUUCUGAGCCAGGCAGGUGUUGGGAUAUUAAAAAUUAGUUAUUAUAAUGAUUUGGGCUGCCACCAACAAAAUGAUGGAUAGGGAACUGAAGCCAAUAUGUUUUGCCCUUUUGGAUGAUCUCAUGCCCAGGCUUCAUUCCAGCUGACAUCAAAAGUCCAGAGUUCCUCUCUCCAUCCCUGCUGAAAUGUCAUUUUAUUCUCAGCUAUAGAUGGACGAAGAACUUUUUGAUGGUGAGAGCUCCUCAACAGCAGCGCUAGCUCUGUCAGAAGGUGGUGGACUCUCCUUCCUUGGAGGUUUUUAAGCAGAGGUUGGGUGGCCAUCUGUCAGGGAUGCUUUUGUUGAGAUUCCUGCAUUGCAACAGCGGUUGGACUAGAUGACCCUCAUGGUCCCUUCCAACUCUAUAAUUCUAUGAAAUUGGAUUCAGUUCACAUUUAAAGGUGAACUUACCCAAUUUGCAAUGAGCUACUUAUCUGUAAGGACGCGGGUGGUACUGUGGGUUAAACCACAGAGCCUAGGGCUUGCUGAUCAGAAGGUCGGCGGUUCGAAUCCCCGCGACGGGGUGAGCUCCCGUUGCUCGGUCCCUGCUCCUGCCAACCUAGCAGUACGAAAGCACAUCAAAGUGCAAGUAGAUAAAUAGGUACUGCUCUGGAGGGAAGGUAAACAGUGUUUCCGUGCGCUGCUCUGGUUCGGCCAACAAAGCGAGAUGAGCGCCGCAACCCCAGAGUCGGUCACGACUGGACCUAAUGGUCAGGGGUCCCUUUACCUUUACCUUUACUUAUCUGACGCUUGUCUCGCAGUUCUCCAUCUGGUUGCCAUAUGUCCUCUUUUCCCAGAACAUGUCCUCCAUUUCAAGGUAGAGUUGUCAUAGUGAUGAAUAGUUAAAUGCAGAAGUAGGCAAAUGUGUCCCAAUUUUUGCUCUUCAAAUUGUGGCAACCCUAAACGUGUACCAGAAUGUAUAUACCAUGGUAAGGUGUGCACAAUAUGCAUAUAUCACUGGAAAUGACAUACAAAAAUGCAUUAAAUUAGCGAAAACUGUGUUGUAAAAAAUGUUUCUAUUAGGCAAGGCAGCAUACAGAUAUGUGUACAUUAGGAGACUUUUGCACUAAACUGUUGCAUUCAAAUUUUCAUUGAAAAAAAUUAAAGAAUUGUGCAGAACCAGUUUUAAGGUUGGGAAAAACAACAACCGAGUGCUCUUUGAAUUUUGCACCACCGUUUUUGACAGUAAUAAUCAUAAAAUUAUAGAGUUGGAAGGAUCCCAAAGCAAUGCAGGGAUCAAUUAAGGGCCAGAGUUAUAACGAACAAGCUUGCUGCAGGGUUCCAGAGUCAGCAAUACAAGUGGGUACUGCGACAAAAUGUUGUAGCACGAAGUGAUCUUAUUUACGAAGCUUGUCUUAGGUACUUAACGGUGUGUUUCCCCACCAGAUUACAUCUCCCCGCCACCCUCAACGGUGGUUGGCCAGACAAAAACUUUAGCCAAGGUGACCUUCAACCCCAACGUUGUCCAGCAAUCCAAGAUAGCACGGAAUGGCAUCCUGGGAGAUUUUGUUGUCAGAUAUGACGUCAGCAGGGAGCUGAGUGCUGGAGAUGUCCAGGUAGCAUGUCCUGCUAUUCGUUUCAUUAUUUGCUGUGCAAUUCGUGAAAGAGAUUUCUGAAGGGAAAAGGCUACCUGGCCAACACAGUGCAAAUUGGCAUGGGUAGAUUUAAGCCUCCUGGGAAAUUCCAGAAGCAAUGCAUGAUUAAAACUGUAAAGUAUGGAAGGCCUAGCAGGGGGCUGGCAGUGCUGGUGUCAACCUCUCUUAAUCUAUCAAUUCAACAGUGUCCCUUGUUGAACACCCCUAGUUUUUAAGUGUUGUCCCUUUCUGAUAGUCUCCUGAGAAAUACUUACUGUAUCUGUGUGUACAUACCUCCAGUAGAGUCUUGUGGGGAACUGAGAUCAUAUUGGGGAAAACUUGACCACCUACUCGAAAGUAUAGACUCUCUGUCACCCAACCCUCGGCUUGUCUUGGGAGGCAACUUCAAUGCCCGGAUCGGCCUUGUUUCCCCACAAAAUACAAUAUUUCCUGGACUAAACUUGGAGGACGAACCUGAAAUCUGUCAGAGGGCAGCAAUGGACACCACCUCUAACCACGCUGGGAAAUAUCUUUGUGAACUUAUAAUUAAGCAUAACCUUUUGUUAUGCAAUGGUCACGGUCAAGGGGAUAGAGAUAAUCUCUUCCUUUCCCCAAAGUUUGAUCUUGAUCCUGUAACAGCAACUAUUUCCUAGAAGCUGCUAUUCAAACCUGGAUCAGACCCGGCCAGUUACCUUGUAGUCAUGGAUCUGAAGGCGCAGACAGUUUGCUGAGAUCUAAGCAACGCCCAGAUCUUUGGCCGAUAACUGGAGACUGAGGCUCAUUGCAAUUGGUAGGACAGGAAGGAGGGAGGUGAACAGUAGGUGGCGCCGGAGCCAACAACAGACGCAGCCAACCAAUUCCGAUUUGCUCUAUUCUUCCCAUUCUGUUGGAAGAUUCGGGAGAGAUGAAAAAGCACAUACUGAUGAACCUGCUUUCACAGGAGGCAGUUUGGGCCACCAACCUAGAUGGCUUUAGAAGAAGAUUAGAGAAAUUCAAUAGGCUCUUCCUAUGCUCUUAAUGGACCAGUUUUCAUUGCCUUUUUCCAGAGUUCUGCAGUGACACCUGGGCUGCUAGCAUCCUUUAGGCUUGGCUGUGUGGGACUUCCUGGGUCUGAAGUUCUACAAGGUGGUUGGCACAGCGCUAAGCUCCUGAUUUCUUUCUUUCUCAUCCCACCAGGUUUUGAAUGGAUACUUUGUGCACUAUUUUGCCCCCAAGGACCUCCCUCCAUUGCCGAAGAACGUGGUGUUUGUGCUCGACAGCAGCGCCUCCAUGGUGGGAACCAAGCUGAGGCAGGUGAGAGUCUGGGGUUCUGGCAAUUCGUUACCCUGACCCUCUGCCUGAUGGCAUCAAAGCUCCUUCUCGGGGGGGGGGGAGUGUUGGACCUGCAUUCCCACUGCGUUUGGUGAAUGUUGUUGUUUAGUCGUUUAGUUGUGUCCGACUCUUUGUGACCCCAUGGACCAGAGCACGCCAGGCACUCCUGUCUUCCACUGCCUCCCGCAGUUUGGUCAAACUCAUGCUGGUAGCUUCGAGAACACUGUCCAACCUUCUCGUCCUCUGUCAUCCCCUUCUCCUUGUGCCCUCCAUCUUUUCCAACAUCAGGGUCUUUUCCAAGGAGUCUUCUCUUCUCAUGAGGUGCCAGAAUAUUGGAGCCUCAGCUUCAGGAUCUGUCCUCCCAGUGAGCACUCAGGGCUGAUUUCCUUCAGAAUGGAUAGGUUUGAUCUUCUUGCAGUCCAUGGGACUCUCAAGAGUCUCCUCCAGCACCAGAAUUCAAAAGAAUCCAUUCUUCGGCGAUCAGCCUUCUUUAUGGUUUGGUGAAGAGAUGGGAGUAAAGGAAAUUCCUUUCUGAUGAUCUAGAGAUGAAGGAAGUUCUGCUAGAACGAAGGCAGUUGGUGUUGUGUCUUGCAUCAGAUUGUGUUGCUCUGGAGUUAUUUGCAUGGACCAAAGGGGUCUUUCACCUCUCUGGGUCCCCUAAAUUCACUCCCCAAAGUUAAGCCGCGGCCUCACCUCAAUUAAGCCCAGUUUGCUGAACAGGGCAGAAAUGAACAACUAAAGGCUUAGCCACCUAUGGCUGGGAACAAAGGAUUAAGUCUUUUUCCAGCCAGGAGUUGGUGUGAACAGGCCAGCUCUGUUUUAGGUCAGGGAUUAACCUUUGCAAGCACUUUUACUUUCCUCCUGAUGGGGCUCGGAUUAGGAGGAGGGUUGGUUUGCACAGUACAGUCUCAGGUUAACCCUCAAAGAGCUGUGCUCAAAUGCCAGCAGUGAGUUUUGAUCUUGCUGCUUUUAUUUUUUUAAGGUGUGUGUGUGCUUCAAUGGUGCACUGAGUCGUUGUCAUAAUCUUAAAGCAUGAAGACAGGAAAACAUAUAUGUAUAAUGUUUUCGGAAGGGAGGAACUUAAAGGGUUUGCCAUCCCAAGAGCCCCCAGAUAAGGAACAUAUUGCAAAGACUGUUAACUAUACAACUUUUAGAAGACAUCUGAAGGCAGCCUUGUAUAGGGGAGCUGUUGAUGUUUGAUGUUUUAUUGAGCUUUUAUAUUUGUUGGAAGCCACCCAGUGUGGCUGGGGCAACCCAGUCAGAUAGGUGGAGUAUAAUAAUAAUAAUAAUAAUAAUAAUAGUAGUAGUAGUAAUAGACAUGAACAGCGCUUAGGCCACAUUGGUAUCAUGUGUUUAAAGUGCUAUGUUACCACUGCUAUGUCACUUUAACAGCCAUGGCUUUCCCCCACAAAUUCUGGGAGCUGUAGUUUAAGGGUACUGAGGAAACCCUGCUACCCUCAGGCUGCAUAAGCCCCUAUUCCCAUGCUGUAGUCCCAAUGAAAAUUGCAAAACAACAACAGUGACCCACACCUCAUCCUAUUAGUCCUUUGAUGGAGGAAUUGUGAUCCUCCUAGAAUCAUAAAAUUGUAGCGUUGUAAGGGGCCCUGAACUGAUACAACUUCCUUUAAUGGAGGAAUCUUUUGCUCAAUGUAGGACGAGGUAGAUCUAACCCAGGCAUAGGCAACCUUCAGCCCUCCAGAUGUUUUGGCCUACAACUCCCAUGAUCCCUAGCUAACAGGACCAGUGGUGAGGGAUGAUGGGAAUUGUAGUCCAAAACAUCUGGAAGCCCGAAGGUUGCCUAUGCCUGAUCUAACCCUUCUGCCCCUGAUGAAAGGCAGCAACAAAAGCUUCCUUCCAGCAGGGGGCAGUGCUCAUUAGGACUGGUUGGGCGGAAGGCAGGGAGAUUGACACUAGGUGGCGCCUAGGACUUGCCGAUCGGAAGGUUGGAGGUUCGAAUCCUCACGACGGGGUGAGCUCCCGUUGCUCAGUCCCAGCUCCUGCCAACCUAGCUGUUCGAAAGCAUGCCAGUGCAAGUAGAUAAAUAGGUACCGCUCCAGCAGGAAGGUAAACGGCGUUUUUGUGCGCUGCUCUGGUUCGCCAGAAGCGGCUUAGUCAUGCUGGCCACAUGACCCGGAAGAUGUACGCCAGCUCCCUCGGCCAGUAAAGCGAGAUGAGCACUGCAACCCCAGAGUCGGCCACGACUGGACCUAAUGGUCAGGGGUCCCUUUACCUUUACCUUUACCUUUACAUUUACCUUUACCUUUACAGCAGGAAUAAGGAAUAAAACCCUACUGUUAUUUUCAAACUAUAUUUGAUCAUGGCAACCACACAAUAAGCAUCAUGUCUAGGUGCCAUGUUUGCUAGGAAGCGAUUUUAAGGGCAGGAGGCAACAAUACAGAAAUGGGCUUAUCUCUACAGCUAGACGCAGGUCCUGUUUCUUUCCUGGGAGUGCAAUCUAGGAAGUUGGAACAAAGCCCUUAUUAUCAGAGGCCGUGGGGAAGCUUUGCUCCCUUCAGUUCUGCACACUUUGCUGGAGGGGAAAGCGAUAGCGCGAACGAGGGAGUGCGAAGACGGGAAGAGGAAUGUGAGAUGUGCUGAGAAAGGCAGAUUUCAAGUUUUGGAAAUGGGCUGGAGGUUAAAUUUAAAUUACAGAUAGCCUGCCUGGCGGGAUGAUUAGAAAACCGCCCGGACUGCGGAAGGUGUUUGGGGCUAAAGGUUAUCCGCAUGGCUUCUUGGCAGGAUUUCUGCGCCUUUCAGGGAUGUGUGCCAGGUAGACAUUCAAUCGGAGACGCUUCCUGCACGUUUAAAUCUUCCAGGAAAUGAGGGAGAGCAUUUGUUGAUUUAGUUUGCUGUUAAAGACACUGGAGAUUUGGCUUUAAAAAGGGUGACAGUUUUAGAAUUUGAGGUCACCCCAUGCAGUUGGUUUAGCAGGAUAAAAUGAAAUGAACUACUGUAUGCCUCUUUUCCGAGGUGAAAUAAAUUUAUAGGAUACAAAAUCUGCCCUUAUUCCCUUACUGGGUAUACAAGAGCCCUUAUAGAGUCCUUAUAGGUUCUCCAUCGGUAGGAGAAAAUAACAGAGAGUGGAGGAGGACCCAGAACAAAGGUGUGCGUCCCCUUAUAUAGACAUUUUUAAAUUCCCUGCCCUGGAGCUCAAGACCACCCCCAGAAAUAUCAUACAUACAUCACAGAAGGGGUGUAGCCCAAGACACCCCGCCCCCGAUACACCAUACCUACCAUCAUAGAAAAGGCAGUCUACAACAGAAAUCUGAGUGCUUUUGUUUAUCUCCUGUCUGCCAGGUUAUCUGACAAUGCCUUAUCUGACUGCCUUUCCUGGUAGUCUGGCCAUUCCUUUGAGAUGGUAAUCACUUAAUUCCUGUGACAAUGGGAAGGUUCCCUCACCCUAUCCCUCCUUGCAGAGAAAACAUUUGUGUGAUGGGAUGAUGAGCUGCUUGUGCGUAAAAUAGUAUCCCCUCAGAGUUUGUUCAAGUCCACAAACCUCUGUCUGUGACGGAGCCCCUCAGACAUGGCUCCUCUAGUCACUAGCAGAUUCCGACAGUGGUUGCUUUGGAAUCGCUUCCAACAUAAAAGCUCCUUAACGGAAACACGUCUUCUGGACUCUCUGCGUGACAGUUUCCGGCGAGGAGUGGGUGUUCCUACAGGAGGUCCUGAAACCUCCCCACUGUUUUCGCUGGAAGUGUCUCUGAGCCAUCCCUCCAGCUCACUUUCCCUCAGCUCAGCUCCUCUCCCCCUACUGGUUCCCUCUUCAGCUGCUGAGUCUCUCCCAACCUGUGUGAGCCCUUUCACCUCCCUUCCUUCCGAUGGCAGUUCCCUGACAAUUUGGUCAGUCUGGGAGUCAAAAUGGUUUCAGGACUGUAUUCCUGUGCUGCUCCAGACAUGUGGUUUAUAUAUUUAUGUACGUGUUUGCUUGGUACAUUUACGACCAUUUAUUAUAUAUCUAAGACCUUAAAAUUCUUAUAACAUGUGCCACAAAGUGUGGUGAGGACACGGAGUUUAUGCCCACUUCUGUUUGUCCCAUGAUUUCUAAACACAGGUCUGAAAGGUUUUCCUUUUCCCCCACUGCUUUCCCUGGGUUUAUUGCUGAAUUGGAACAAACGUCAACUGAGUUUUCUGUGUACAGUUGUACCUCCGCUUAUGUAUCCCUCUGGAUACGUAAACUUUGGGAUGCAAACGCAGCAAACCCAGAAGUAUUUUUCCGGAUUUCACCACGCACAUAUGCGCAGAAGCGCUAAACCAUGCCGCACGCAUGCGCAGAAGCGGUCCUCUGGUUGUGAAUUCCUCAGGAUGCGGCUGGAUCUACGGAACGGAUCCCAUUCACAACCGGAGGUACAACUGUAUGGAUGUUUUUUUCCAAUUGAGCAGUAAAUUGUGGGUUUUCCUAGGGAAAGUGGAUGAACAAAAGAAAAACCGCUCAGACCCAAAAAACAGACAAAUUAGAAGGCUCUUCUUAUACAGUGCUACCUCGGUUUUUGAGCGUCUUGGAAGCUGAACGAUUCAGAACCCAAACGCUGAAAACCUUGAAGUAAUUGCUUCCGUUUUUGAACGCGCCUCGGAAAUCGAACGGCUUCUGCUGCAUGUUUUUCAAUUUUUUCCCAUUGGCUUUGCCGAUCGCCCUUUGCGCCUCGGUUGUCAAAUGUUUCGGAAAUCGGACAGCCUUCCGGAAUGGAUUACGUUUGACAACCAAGGCACCACUGUAUUCCCAAGGGCAGAGCAGAAGGAUGCGACGGCUGUGUCUGUUUCUAACAGAUGAAGCUGCGAGUCUUGUGAUGAAUGAGGAGCUAUGAAGAGGAUAGCCAUCUCUCGAUAGUAGAGCGUCUGCUUUGCAUGUGAAAGGUCUCAGGUUCGGUCCUUAGCAUCUCCAGAGGGGAGAUGGGAGAUAUUCCCUGCCAGAAACCUGGAAAGCCUCCGGAACAAAGUUCAGGGCUAGAGCAGAUGCUCUCCUUGCGGGAGAUCUUGGGCUCAGUCCAUGGCAUCGCCAGUUAAAACAAUAGACAGCUGAGAAACAUGGACUCAGAGAACUGUAGAGCUGGAAGGGACCCCAAGCUCUGGUUACCAGAUUUUUUUUCAGUGAAUCUGGGGACACUUCUUUUUUUUGAAGCUGAAUAGCAACAGGGAGUCAGUAGUGGGGAUGGUGAGGCAAAAAAAACCUGGGCCCAAGCAAACAUGCAUAUUGUAUAAAGGUGCAAAGCCCUUCUUUCACACACCUGUGUCUCCCGAGCCUUCCCCGAUAUCCUUCCCACUCCCCCCUUUGUUUUGACAGAUUGGGGGAGGCUCAGGAGUUGUGGGCGGGUGGCUGUUGCCCAGGAGGGGUGUAAGGCGCACGGUUUAUCUGCCAGGCAACGUGCAAAGCCCUUCUUUCCCACCCUGUGAAACAUAAAUGCCCAGAGUUUUUAAAAAACUGGGCAAUGGCCGCCUGCCCGCAACUCCCGAGCCUCCCCCGAUCAGUCAAAACAAAGGGGGAAGGGGGCAGGAGAUCUGUACCACUGGACAUCCCCGGUUCCCCUUCGGCAGUAGUGGCAUCAGCGGCAGUAAUCAGCCUGGAGCCAGCCUGGUGAUGCAGUUGGCUCUGGCUGGCUUCAGGAGCUGCUCGCUGCCAUGGCACCCACCAUUUUUCCUCGCCAGAAGUCCCCAUAUGAUGGCAGGUGCCACAGCAGCAAGCAGCAAGCAGCUUCUGAAGCCAGCCAGAGCCAACUGCGCUACCAGGCUGGCUCUGGGCUGCUGAGACUGCCACUGCCAUGUUUCCCUGGGACAGAUUUGCAAAUCUGGGGACAUUCUGGGGACGGAAUUUGUCCGGGGACAGAUUUGCAAAUCCAGGGACUGUCCCCGGGAACCGGGGACGUCUGGUAACCCUACCCCAAGUGUCGUCUAGGCCCCUGCAUCCAUGAUGGAUGGCUAUCCAGCCUUGAGACUUGAGAGAGGCACAGCAUUCUCCAGGUCGGACUGAAAAAAACACAACCGCCUCAGCCAGUCAGUGUAUACAGUGCUGAGUCAGUAUAUAAGGCAGCUUCCUGUGUUCCUAAGUUUCUUUUUAAAUAUAUAUAUAUAUAUAUAUAUAUAUAUAUAUAUAUAUAUAUAUAUAGAUUUUCCAAUAUAAAAUUAUAAAAAGACACCCACUUUAUCACCAACAUCCUCUUUUUUGGACUUCCAUCAGCUCAUCUGAUAAUUCUCCAUCUUAAUCACUUUUUUUUCACAUUCCCUAAUUUAUAUUGCAAUAUAAUAAUAGCUUAACCCAUCUUAUUCUUUUUAACAAUAUUUCUACUAUUAAUUCUCACAGAGCUUCCUGAAAACUUACAAACGUUGUCUGAUUAUCACAUAAUUUUUUCAUAUAAUCUGUAAAUUUAUUCCAGUCCUCAGUGAAUUUCUGGUCUCGCUGGUUCCGGAUCCUUCCUGUUAGUUUAUCAAGUUCUGCGUAGUCCAUUAAUUUCAUCCUCCACUCUUCAAUCUUAGGUAGUUCUUCUUGUUUCCAUUUUUGGGCCAAUAAUAUUCUUGCUGCUGUUACUGCAUAUAAAAACAACUUCCAUUCUUUCUUAUUAAUUUCAUUUCCUAUUAUUCCUAAUAGAAAUGCUUCUGGUUUCUUUAUAAAUGUAUAUUUCAACAUUUUAAAAAACUCAUUAUAUAUCAUUUCCCAGAAGCAUUUCACUUUUUUACAUUCCCACCACAUAUGAUAAAAUGUUCCCUCUUUUUCUUUACAUUUCCAACAUUUAUUACUUACUUUAUACAUUUUUGCUAACUUUACUGGUGUUACAUACCAUCUAUAUAUCAUUUUCAUCACAUUUUCUUUUAUUGUAGUACAAGCAGUAAAUUUCAUUCCUUCAUUCCACAAUUUUGUCCAAUCUUUUAAUUGUAUAUUAUAUCCAAAAUCUUUGGCCCAAUGGAUCAUAACCGACUUAACCUCCUCAUCCUUUGUAUACCAUUCCAGCAGCGUUCCUAAGUUUCCUUGGUCUGGCUCUGUGUACAGAAUGGCAAGAUAAUAGUCACCGAACAUGUAAAGGAAAGUGGCCCUUAGCCUCCGAGUGGAUGAAAGGAGAUGGACGAGGCACCAGAAUGGGGUUAUUGUUGCCAGGCCAUUACUUCAUAGGAAGUUUUCUGUGUGAGGCAAACCAAGUGCGUUCUGAACAACUGAGCUCUUGUGUCCCUAUGAACUGACUUGACUUCCACUUCCCAGCCGGGGCCACCUCCCCGCCCCCAACCCCCGGCCCACGCUGCGUAACAACGGAGGGAUUGUGUGAGACAAAUAUCACCAACAACGGCUCCCAUUUCAGAAGGACCUCCGUCUGGCCUCAUGCCGUCACCUCAGCUUCUGGGAAUGAGCCUGUCACUAGUUUGGACAGGUGGAAAGUGCCCAGUUAGCAUUCUCCCAACUGCCUUUGGUCUCCACAACUUGGUCCAGAGAUGGAGAACCUAGAGCACUCCAGUGGUUGUUGAACUCCAACUCCCAUCAGCCCCAGAGAGCAAAUGGUCAGAGGUAACAGGAUCUGGAGUACAACGACCUCUGGAAUACUACAUGUGCUGAGGAAUUUCAAGCAGGGUUAAAGGAUGUAUGAUUAAAUGAUUAUUGAACAGUUGCAACAAGGUGCUCCCCUCACACACAGGAAAGGAGGAGGACCCAGAACCCAGGUGUGACCGCCCUUAUAUAGACAUUUUUAAUUGCCCGCUCUGGGGUCCAAGACCACCCCUCCAUACAUCAUACCUACAUCGCAGAAGGGGUGUAACCCAAGACCACCCCCCCACAAACAUCAUACCUGCAUCACAGAAAAGGGGGUCGACAACAGCAAUUUGAAUGUUGUUGUUUUUCCUGUCUGUCAGGUUAUUUGAUAAUAUCUUAUCUGAUUGCCUUUCCUGGUAGUCUGGCCAUUCCUUUGAGAUGUUGAUUUCCCAAUUCCUGAGACAAUGGGAAGGUUCCCCCUCCCUCCUUGCAGAGAAAACAUUUGGUCAGUUUGGGAGUCAAAAUGGUUUCAGGGCGGUCUUCCUGUGCUGCUCCAGACAUGUGGUCCACAUAUCCUUGUACGCGCCUGGCCGGCACACACACACACACACACACACACACACACACAUAUAUAUAUAUUUGUUGUUGUUUAGUCAUUUAGUCGUGUCCGAUUCUUCGUGACCCCAUGGACCAGAGCAUGCCAGGCACUCCUGUCUUCCACUGCUUCCCACAGUUUGGUCAAACUCAUGCUGGUAGCUUCGAGAACACUGUCCAACCAUCUUGUCCUCUGUCGUCCUCUUCUCCUUGUGCCCUCCAUCUUUCCCAACAUCAGGGUCUUUUCCAAGGAGUCUUCUCUUCUCAUGAGGUGGCCAACGUAUUGGAGCCUCAGCUUCAGAAUCUGUCCUUCCAGUGAGCACUCAGGGCUGAUUUCCUUCAGAAUGGAUAGGUUUGAUCUUCUUGCAGUCUAUGGGACUCUCAAGAGUCUCCUCCAGCACCAUAAUUCAAAAGCAUCCAUUCUUCGGCGAUCAGCCUUCUUUGUGGUCCAGCUCUCACUUCCAUACAUCACUACUGGGGAAACCAUAGCUUGAAGUAUACGGACCUUUGUCAGCAAGGUGAUGUCUCUGCUUUUUAAGAUGCUGUCUAGAUUUGUCAUUGCUUUUCUCCCAAGAAGCAGGUGUCUUUUAAUUUGUGACUGCUGUCACCAUCUGCAGUGAUACAUAUGACCUUAAAUUUUUUAUUUCAACAGAAUGCUUGACUAGAUGACUUUUUGACCACACCCUUUCUUAUGGUCUUAUGUCUCCAUUUUAGAGAUGGAGCACUGAGGCUGGAGAUAGAAUGGGUGCCUCAAAAAGCCACACGGCAUGUACAUGAGCAAGGAUUUCAACCAAAACUAGUGUCUCGGGCCUGUGCCCAAAAUGCUCCCUACUGAAUCACAUCGGUGCUAGAAAAGUUUCUUUAAAAACACACACAAAACCCCCCUCCAUUGUCCUUGAUAGCCCUUGGAUCCGACCCCAAGGUCGCCAGCUGGAGAGAUGACUCCAGAUUCCAUUGCGGUGGGUAAUGUGUUUUGCCAUGACAUCAUCAGCUUCCAUUCGAGAUCACAAGGGAAGUUGAACAGAGACGACUAAGAUGUUUCGGAUGCUCUCCAAAUUUAUCCUUGCAUCUGGGACCAAGAAGCCUUCAAUAUUUGAAGAUGGAAAGGGAAUGGACUUGGCACGGGGCUCUUCAGGGAAGCUGUUGUGUUAAAUAUCGGAUUGCAGGCAGCAAUCAUUUAGCACUUGAGUCUGUCAAAUUAUAUAACCCCAAAUGUAGAAAACAUUCAUCUGGGUGGACGUUUUUGACUUUGGGCUCUUUCAUCGCAGGCGCCUUGAAAAUAUUAUCAUUAUAAUUAAUUUUAUUUCUAUACCCCUUUAUAUUUUUAAGAGAAGAAAAAUCUCAAAGCAGUUUACAACCAACAUUAAAAGAUCAAAACAAAGCAUUACAGAAGAAAAUCCAAUAUACAUUCAAAGCAACAUGAUUAACAGGGAACUGAAAAUAUCACCUUAAACAUUUCAAAACAAGGCAUUGCUAAAGGAGGUCAAAUAUAAAAUACACAUAUAUUUAUUUAUUUAUUUAUAAAAAAUGUAUUUUUAUUAAAGAUUUUCUUGAUUUACAAGUGUAUGUGCAAUGUCUCUCUCUCAUAUUUUUUUCCCCAUGUAACAUUUUUUUUUUUACAAAUCGGUUUCAUUUGUUGAGACAUUAGGAAGAAUAGGGGGAAAGAUGAGUGGGGGUGGGGUCGGGUGGCGAUGUUUCUAUUAUACUUAAUAUAUGUGGGAUUUUGUGUCAGCGUUGCUUGUGCAGGUUCUCUGCUGUUCACUUGUGUUCCUUUGGUGGUGAGAGAGGUUGGGGUUGGUCAAGGGUGUGGCUGUUCAUUUGUGGUUGGCUGUGGUGGUCUUUGUUUUCGUGUGUGAGUGGGGUGGGUGGGUGUUUUGGAUCAGGUUAGCCAUAUUGAUUUGUAUGCCGUUGGUGGAUUAAUGUCAUUGUCUUGUUGGGCUGUGUAUGCGAUAAAGGGGAGCCAUACCAGGGUGAAGGCAUCUUCUUCUAUUUGUCCCUGUGUCAGUUUCAGUUUAUUGGUUAAUUUUUCUAGUAAGGCUGUUUCCCAUACUAUUUGGUACUAUUGGUCCAUGCUUAUUCCUGACAGGUGUCUCCAGUGUCUGGUUAUGAUGUUUCUGGCUGCUGAGAGUAGUAAAAUACACAUUUAUAACAGCAUCAUUAGCGAGAGAAGAAAACAUUAUAUUAAACAAAGAACAUGCCAAAGAUUUCAGAGACAGUGAAUGUGACUGACGAGCCAAUCAGGCUGAGAAGACCCAAGUGACAUAGAUGAUUGCACAUCAGUCAGUAGGGACACUUAGAAAGGUGCCACAUAAAAUACUCAUUACACAGUUGUAAGAAAUUGAUAUUUUAGUGUGGUGGCAUCCAAACUUUGGAACUCCCUGCCCAUUGACACCAGACAGUCUUAAAUGUUUUUAAACUGUUUGCUUUUUUUACAGAUACUUUUAAUAGUUCCUGUAAACCACUCAGAGGUUUUACUAUAAUCAAUUGCAUAUGAAUAUUGCUAAAUAAAUAAAUAAAUAAAUAAAUAAAUGGUAUCCAGGAACAAAACAAAUUACCUCAUACUGGGCCAGACAAUUGGUCCUUUUAGCUCAGUUUUGCCUCCUGGUAGGAUUUGAAUCCAGAACCCUCUGCGCACAAAGCCGCUGCUCUGUCACUGAGCUUGGGACUUUCCUGCCCCCCCUCCUUCUGCAACAAAUCUGUUCUGGGGGUUCCUACUACCCUUGAAGAAGAUUUGGGGGUUGUAUGGGAAGAAAAGAGGGUAUGGGACUACAAAAGUAUUAAAAGUAUCUUUGUAUUGGGGGGGGAAUUCAGACAAAUCUGGAAUCCUGGGAAUCUAAUUGCAGUGUUGGGGAUGUUUGGGUUCUGAAAAAAGGCAAAUAAGAGGUUAAUUAAAAUAUCCAUGGCAUGGAGAACGUGCACAGUUAAAGUAGGGAUGUUUUUUUGCAAAGCAGCAAUCGUACUGUGUAUCAGGAAAGGCUCACCAAAGUACACUAGUGGCCAAAUUUGAGGAAACCUUUUGGGAAAAGUGUGUUUCCGGGGUUUGAUGGCUCAUAACACCACUUUUAUUUUUAGUAAUGCCAUAAAUUUAUAUAUCAACGGAAUGAUAAUUUAAUGAAUAAUGCAAUGCAACAAAGUUUGUUCAAUUACCUGUAUUCUAUCAAAAGGUAUAGCCAAAUAACCACAAAAAGGAAGCACAACUUGCUUACAGUAAUGUGUUUUGUCCGUGACAGCACAUUCACACAUACAUGUAAUCUCUUGGUACUUUGGUAAGUGUUCUUAUUAUUAAUUUAAUUUGCAGACACUGCCCUUCGUCUGUAGAUCUCAGGGCGGCUCACGAAGUAGAAUCAAUCAAUUGAAAUAAUAAUAAUAAUAAAACCAGUUAUAAACUGUUGCAAAGUGCAUGUAUACAUUGCUGUAUCUAGUGUAAAUAUACAUCCAGGUUGCGUCUCUCGUUUCAGACCAAAGAUGCCCUCUUCACUAUUCUCCAGGAUUUAAGGCCUGAGGAUCACUUCAAUAUUAUUGGCUUCUCCAAUCGAAUCAAGGUUUGGCAACAAGACCAGCUGGUGCCCGUGACUCUCAACAACAUAAGAGAUGCCAAGAUCUACAUCCAUAACAUGUCACCUACUGGAGGUACUCCUGGUGUCAAGGGGGUGGGGGGAUGGCUUGUGCUUUUUCAGUGAACCUGCGACUUCAUUUAUGGCACAAAACAUAAAGGAAGGCUGCACCAGAGUAAUAAAUUCCAUAUUAUUAUUAUUAUUACUAAAUAAUCAUCCUUUCUGAGACAGAGGCGCUCUACACUUUUGACUAGACUUAUGAUCCAAAUGGUUGGACAGUGUUCUUGAAGCUACCAGCAACAACAAGAACAACGCGGGUGGCGCUGUGGAUUAAACCACAGAGCCUAGGACUUUCCGAUCAGAAGGUUGGCGGUUCGAAUCCCCACGACGGGGUGAGCUCCUGUUGCUUGGUCCCUGCUCCUGCCAACCUAGCAGUUCGAAAGCACGUCAAAGUGCAAGUAGAUAAAUAGGUACCGCUCCAGCAGGAAGGUAAACGGCAUUUCCGUGCACUGCUCUGGUUCGCCAGAAGCGGCUUAGUCAUGCUGGCCACAUGACCCGGAAGCUGUACGCCGGCUCCCUCGGCCAAUAAAGCGAGAUGAGCACCGCAACCCCAGAGCCGGCCACAACUGGACCUGAUGGUCAGGGGUCCCUUUACCUUUACCUUAUGAUCCAAAAGUUCAGCAGGUGCAGCUUUCUUCCAGAGCCGCAUCUCUAGGCUGAGAAAAGCUAUACCUGUUGGAUGUCAGCCUUUCGAGCCGAUCUUAAAGGCACAGAGACAAGGUACUGGGACUUGGAAACAAAGGAGGGGUUGCCUCCUCCUACAAGAGGAGAAAGCAACCCAAAUGUGUUGGCCUGUCUCCUCUCAACCUCCAAAUCCAUGUUCUGUGAACAUAAGGCCACCAUGACUAGUGGCUAUGGAUAGUCCUCCAUGAAUUUGUCUUAAUUCCCUUUUGUGAAAAUCUACAUGUCAUACACAGACAAGGGAAAAUGAAGUUUGCCUUUUCCUGGAACGCUAGGAAAGACUCUCGGUCCUCCAAAAAAGAGAUAUUGUUACGAGCCUCUAGGUAUUGGCUCAUCACAGGAGGGAAUAAUUUUUGGCAUGUACCAUGCAGAGCUGUGAAGCCAAGGGGUAGGGUGGAAUCAACUUGGCUGUUGACACACACAUACUGAAAGAAUUAGCUUUCUCGCCCAGUGGGACAUUUCCAAAGAACCUUAGGUAGCUUUAGUCCAACCGUGGAACAGCAAACUCAGCGCUGAUGUACUUUAUGUUAAUGUUUUGUUUAAAGGGGAAAAAAUAGAUUGAUAGAAGGAGAUUUCACUGGAAGCCUAGAUCCAGGUUUGGGGCAAGCACUCUUUGGUGAGAGAGCUCCAGCAGAGAUUUAAAAUCACAAAACGUGCAGCAAGAUAAAGCAUGGAAAUAUAGGCUGUUAGACCAGAGCUUUCCAAACUUUUCAUGUUGGUGACACACUUUUUAGACAUGCAUCAUUUUGCGACACAGUAGUUCAGUUUUAAGGGACGCGGGUGGCGCUGUGGGUUAAACCACAGAGCCUAGGACUUGCCGAUCAGAAGGCUGGCGGUUCGAAUCCCCGCGAUGGGGUGAGCUCCCAUUGCUUGGUCCCUGCUCCUGCCAACCUAGCAGUUCGAAAGCACGUCAAAGUGCAAGUAGAUAAAUAGGUACCACUCCGGCAGGAAGGUAAAUGGCGUUUCCAUGUGCUGCUCUGGUACUCCAGAAGCGGCUUAGUCAUGCUGGCCACGUGACCCGGAAGCUGUACGCCGGCUCCCUCGGCCAAUAAAGCGAGAUGAGCACUGCAAUCCCAGAGUCACCCACGACUGGACCUAAUGGUCAGGGGUCUCUUUACCUUUACCUUUAGUUCAGUUUUACUAGCGGACAAAAGGUUAAACUAAUCCCUUUCCAGCCCUGGGAGGGGUGUGUGGAGCGUUCGCAAAACACAGCUAUACACUGCAGCCGACACACUGCAGUCAUGACACAUAGUUUGGAAAGCUCUGUGUUAGACCUUUAAAAUAUUGCCUUUUAAGUUACUUCCAAAACUACCCACUUACCACACGCUGGGUAAGUUAAAAAUGGUUUACUUACAAACGCUUCAAAGGUCAGAUUCAUGUGUUUUUCCAUACAGCAGCAAGAAAACACAGGCAGUAUCAAUGGCGGAGGAAGGGGCUGAGCAACUAACUCCCUCUUCCCCAUGCCCCGAAAGGUUAAUUCUGUUGUGUCUUCCUAGGCACAAACAUCAAUGGAGCCCUACAAAUCAGCACGCAGAUCCUCAAUGACUACAUCACCCAGAACGACAUUGAAGCUCAGAGCGUCUCCUUGAUCAUCUUCCUGACGGACGGGCGGCCGACGGUUGGAGAGACGCAGUCCGCCAAGAUCGUCAGCAACACCAAAGCGGCCAUACGCAACAGGUUCUGCCUCUUCACCAUCGGCAUCGGCAACGACGUGGACUACAAACUAUUGGAGAGGCUGGCGCUGGAGAAUUGUGGGAUGACGCGGCGGAUACAGGAAGACGAGGAUGCUGCGGCGCAGCUGAAAGGGUGAGUAGAGAAAACACAACCAGUUUUAGCCCUGGCUGUUUGGAUGUUCUGUUUGCUGGGCGCAAAUCCAGCUGUGGACUUCGGUGGGACCUGGGGCACUUUCACGAGGCAGUUUGUUGCGGACUUGUUGCUGCUCGUAGCGACGUAGGAAGUUGCAGAGUCGGACCAUUGGUCAGCUUAUUUUUUAUUUUUGUUUUUAUUUAAAUUAAGUACAUAUCCAUAUUGGGACCUGGGUGGCGCUGUGGGUUAAACCACAGAGCCUAGGACUUGCCGAUCAAAAGGUCGGCAGUUCGAAUCCCCACGAUGGGGUGAGCUCCCGUUGCUCAGUCCCUGCUCCUGCCAACCUAGCAGUUCAAAAGCACGUCAAAGUGCAAAUAGAUAAAUAUGUACCACUGCGGCAGGAAGAUAAACGGCGUUUCCGUGUGCUGCUCUGGUUCUCCAGAAGCGGCUUAGUCAUGCUGGCCACAUGACCCGGAAGCUGUCUGCGGACAAACGGCGGCUCCUUCAGUUUAUAGAGUGAGAUGAGUGCCGCAACCCCGUGACUGGACUUAACUGUCAAGGGUACCUUUACUUUUAAUCUAGCUCUGCUGAUACAGAAAUGAAACAUUUCUUUCUUCUUCCAACAUACCAGAGUACUUAUGGUCGAAAACCAAUCUGAGGAUCUCUCCUGGCUCCCCGUCAAUGUUGAAGCAGACCAUUAGCUUGCUCAAGGGGAAGCUCCCUCGGCCAGUAAAACGAGAUGAGCGCGCAACCCCAGAGUCGGCCACGACCGGACCUAAUGGUCAGGGGUCCCUUUACCUUUACAUAUCCAUAUUACAUAUACAAACAAAAUAGAAGAAAGAAAGAAAGAAAGAAAGAAAGAAAGAAAGAAAGAAAGAAAGAAAGAAAGAAAGAAAGAAAAUAUAAAGAAAAUAUAAAGAAAAUAUAAAGAAAAGAAAAACCAAAAGAAAAAUACUCUCAAAUACACAUCUUAUAUAAGGAAUACAAGCCAUGUUGUGGUCCUCUUCUAUUUUAGUAAUAUCUCCUUUUGCUACUUCUGGCUCAACUCCCUGAUUUAUAUAUUGGCUUCCCUCCACUCCCAAACGGUCCCUAAUAAUACAUAUUUCGGUUAUCUCUUUUCAGUUAGUAAGUCUGUGGAGAAAUAUUCUGGUUUCCUGUGGGGUUAAUAAUAAUAAUAAUAACAAUAAUAAUUUAUUAUUUCUGCCCCACCCAUCUGGCUGGGUUUCCCCAGCCAUUCUGGACGGCUUCCAAGUGAAGGUUAAAAAUACAUUAAUCUACACUAUUUUUUUUUAAAAAAAAUUAAUAAUAAUUUUUAUUAGUUUUCAAAUACAACAAUCCAAUAACAAUGCCUCAUUAUAACAAUGCCAGAUUAAUAACAGCAAUCACUGAGAUGCCAAAUUAUACAAUCUUGGUCCCCGGUCCCCCCCGGUGCUAGAAUUAAUGGUUUGAUAAUUUACUUUAUUUCUGUGUUCCAAACCCUUAUACUUAAAUUUCAAUUAUGCUCCAGUCAAGAUACCAAUCCCUUAUAUCGCAACUGCAGUUUUAACGACUUCCAUUCGUAUCGACACAUUAAAUGAUUUGUACACCUACAGAGGUGAAGCAUUCAAACUCACUCCUUCCUGUGUGUGGCAAUUAUUCUGUCCGUAAUGUUUCUUCCUGUCCCCGUAGAAUAUUAUGUCUGUCUGUUGCCAGUUCUUGCUGGGCUAGUGUCCCAUUGUUGUUUCAGAAGUUCUCCAUUCCUCUGUCCCUGCUUCAUUGUUUUGCAACUUUAGCAGCAGCUGCAAAAGUCGCACUGUCUCCAUAAAAACCCUGUUUUCGCCAUCUCUCUCUCUCAGCUUGGAAGCAAGCUGUCAAACUCCAAAUAACUUCCACAAGGCCGUUUGCUGUGGACUUUGUGCUGCUCGUAGGGACAUAGGUAGUUGGCGAGUCAGACCACUGGUCUGCAAUAAACUAAAAUCUGCCCUGAUUGCCUUAUGGGGGACACAAGUGUUAUUAUAGAGUCCUUUGCAGGUUCUCCAUCAGUCGGAGAAAAUAACAGAGGCCAACCAGAGAAUAUUGAGAAGCAAAGCAGCUAGUAAGCCUGAUCUUUAUUGAACUGUUGCAACAGGCCGCUCCCCUCACUGGCGUGCUUCCAAAUUGCUAGAUUGGCAGGAGCCGGGACAGAGCUCACCCCAUCACGGGGAUUCGAACCGCCGAUCUUCUGAUCGGCAAGCCCGAAAAGCUCAAUGUUUUAGACCACAGCGCUGCACAAGUUGGAAAUCUGAUGCAGGGCUAUUAUAUUUGUUAUCUGCUGUAAGGACGCCUGUCUGCUUCCACUAUGUUCUGCUUAUAUAUCAGUAAUGUCGCCCCUUGGAUGCCCUUCUCAAUAACAAACUGUACCUACGCAGAUUCUAUGACGAGAUUGGGACGCCUCUUCUUUCCGACAUCCGGAUCGAUUACCCUACAGACAGCGUGGAGCAAGUGACCCAGAACCUCUUCCCCAACUACUUCAAUGGGUCUGAAAUUGUCAUUGCCGGGAAGCUCUUCAACAAGACAGCCGACCGCUUACAUGUGGAAGUGACAGCCAGCAACAGCGACAAGUAUGUCCUUCUGAAAACGGACGUGGCCGUAGACCUCUCUGGCAAAAACCAUGUUGGACUGGUCUCUGGAGGUGCCGAAGACCCCACAGAUGAUCAGAACUACGUCGAACGGACUUGGAGCUACCUCACCAUCAAGGAGCUGAUGACCUCCUGGCUGAAGAGCGACGACAGUGAGGAGAAGGAGACCUUGAGGGAGAGAGCCGAGAAGCUGGCCCUUGCAUACAAUUUCGUCACCCCCUUCACCACGCUGAAGAUGAAGGAGCUUGCGAGCCAGGCGGACCUCCCAAAGGAGGUUUACACCGGCCCAUCAACUGAAGGAGUUGGGGAGAUUGUGCAGGGACUUCAAGGUCACCGGGCACCAUCAGGUAAGCAUGAUGCACAUUUUCUUAUGUUCUGAGUCCCAAGAAUGGUGUGCAGGUAUUAUGUCAAACGAUGUGGGAAUGCAAUGUGUCUGUCACCAUGCAGUUUAGUUGUGGUCUUGGUUUGAAGAAGAAGAAGAGUUUGGAUUUGAUAUCCCGCCUUUCACUCCAUUUAAGGAGUCUCAAAGCGGCUAACAUUCUCCUUUCCCUUCCUCCCCCACAACAAACACUCUGAGAGACUUCAGAGAAGUGUGACUGGCCCAAGGUCACCCAGCAGCUGCAUGUGGAGGAGCGGAGAAGCGAAGCCGGUUCACCAGAUUACGAGACUACCGUUCUUAACCACUACACCACACUGGCUCUUCUCACACUGGUUCUUCAAGUUUUGGGCUUUAUGUAGCCUAUUCAUGUACAAGGAGAAGGUUUCAGCAGGCUGGGGGACCCCAAGGCUUGCAGAAGUUAGGGAAAUAUAUGGUGGGGGCAGAGGCCCCAAAACAGCCCCAGGAAGGCUGAGUGGCCAUGGAAAUCAGACCGAUCAUUGGGUGGGGGGAGCAGAAAACUCGAUGGCAGGGGGAAUGAAAUGGAGAACUGUGGAGCAGGCAAUGUCAUUUAAAUCCCACAUAAACGGAUUAAUUUAAAUUGAGCCACAACUACCGUAUUGGCCCGAAUAUAAGCCACACCCAAAUAUGAGCCGUACCUUUAAAAUUCAAGGGGGGGGGGAGGAAAAAAGAUAAUACAGUGGUACCUCGGGUUACGUUACCUUUGGGUAAUGCAAUUUUGAGUUACAAAUGCAGUAUUGCCGCACACGCAUGUGCAGAAGCAGUCAGCAUGCUUCACACGUGCACAGAAGCACUCUAUCGCAUAUGCGCAAAAGCGGCGCCUCCGGAUGCAGACUUUUCGGGGUAAGUGCGGACCCCAGGAAUGAAUUAAGUUCAUAUACGGAGGGUUCACUGUACCCGAAUAUAAGCCGUUCCCUUAAUAUUCCGCAGGCACUCACACUCGUUCCGUUUUACCAUAUGUCUGUUUCAGGAUCAAUAUCGUAAAAGCCAAUUUUUGUAAGGUCGCGAAUUUAAGUCGCACUUGAACUUUUCAAGGUCAGAAUUUGGUAAAAAAAGUGAAGCUUAUAUUCAGGCCAAUAUGGUAUAUUGUUGCAAUUCCAUUUUUACUACCAUUAAAGCUUGAAAGGACAAAGGAAAAACAGUAUACAGAAAUAAGCACCAAAUAUUAAGCAUUUUAUUAAAACACAGAAAUUAAAGAAGAGAAGGGAAAAGGAGGGAAACUUCAGAUAGCUGUGAUUCUUGCAUUGUAGUAGGUUGGACUAGAUGGCUCUUUGAGUCAACUCUACAAUUCUAUGAUAUUCUUUGGACAAAAGGGAACCUUAAAUUACAGUAUGAAAUAGCCAUGUUAUUCCUUAUCAUGUUUGUUUUCUCCUCCCUGUUUUCUCCUGGCUAUCUAGGGCCUGUUGUUGCAAAGCCAGCGAAACAAAAAGUUGAAGUCACUAAAACAUCAGGUAAGUCCCCUAGCAAGGCAGGUCGUUCCCGUUCAGCAUAUUCUCUUAACUUAGCACAAACUUUCUGGAAGUAUCUUAACAGUUUCCUCCAAAAGGCGUUGGUACACUGAGCAAGCAGGACUCUUUUGAGCGCAGGAGAAUAUUACCAAGAAGGCCUUGGAUCUCGUCACCAUUCAUGAGACCUCAGACAAGUUGGGCUGUUGUUGUUUAGGCGUUUAGGCAUUUCCGACUCUUCGUGACCCCAUGGACCAGAGCACGCCAGGCACUCCUGUCUUCCACUGCCUCCCGCAGUUUGCUCAAACUCAUGCUGGUAGCUUUGAGAACACUGUCCAACCAUCUCGUCCUCUGUCCUCCCCUUCUCCUUGUGCCAAUAUCAGGGUCUUUUCCAGGGAGUCUUCUCUUCUCAUGAGGUGGCCAAAGUAUUGGAGCUUCAGCUUCAUGAUCUGUUCUUUCAGUGAGCACUCAGGGCUGAUUUCCUUAAGAAUGGAUGCGUUUGAUCUUCUUGCAGUCCAUGGGACUCUCAAGAGUCUCCUCCAGCACCAUAAUUCAAAAGCAUCCAUUCUUUAGCGAUCAGCCUUCUUUAUGGUCCAGCUCUCACUUCCAUACAUCACUACUGGGAAAACCAUAGCUUCAACUAUACGGACCUUUGUUGGCAAGGUGAUGUCUCUGCUUUUUAAGAUGCUGUCUAGGUUUGUCAUUGCUUUCCUCCCAAGAAGCAGGCAUCUUUUAAUUUCGUGACUCCUGUCACCAUCUGCAGUGAUCAUGGAGCCCAAGAAAGUAAAAUCUCUCACUGCCUCCAUUUCUUCCAAGUUGGGUUGGGAGCACCUUAAACCGUGACCCCUCAUCUGCUGGUAUCAAGGAACAAAGUGCAACAUGGAAGAGUCGUCCCCAUAUGUUGGUGGCGAAUUGGGCCACCAGUUUUGACCCAGAAGUGAACACAACUUGGAUUUCACUUAUAUGGCAGCAAAACAAUUCAAUAACUGAAGUGCUUUCCUUUCGUUGGAUGUUUUGAGCUUUGUGUAGAAAUGUCACAAUGGGGUUGUUCAACGUUACAUGCGCAAGAGUAGCAUGAGCCUCAUGUGUAUAAAUCUAAAUCAAAUAAGUGUUGGAAAUGGAAAGAAAGUGUUUUUUAUCAUAUGUGGUGGUCUUGUAGUAAGGUUAAUGUUUACUGGGAAAUGAUAUAUAAUGUAAUGAAAAGGAUGUUUAAAAUAACCUUUGUAGAAAACAAACACUAGAAGCUUUUCUUUUGGGAAUUAUAGGGACAGAACUACCUAAAAUGUAUAGAAAUCUUUUCAUGUAUGCUACUACAGUGCGAGAAUGUUAUUUGCCCAUAUGUGGAAAGAAGCAGAAGUCCCGGCAAAGGAAGAAUGAAUACAGAAGCUAAUGGAAUUUGCAGAAAUGGCGAAACUUACCGGAAGAAUAAGAAAUCAAGACAACAAACUUUUUAUAAAAGAAUGGAAAUAGUUUAUUGAAUAUUUACAGAUAAAUUGUAAACAGAUAAGGACAUUGGCAAGAUUAUUGUAAUAACCUGCAGUUUUAUAGUGAGUUUAUAUUUAAAGUAGAUGAAUAAAAGAGGAAAUUAAGAUAAUUUGGAUAUGCAGACGAUAUUAAAAAUAAAUUUAAGGAACUGUAGAAAAAGGGGGAAGGAAGUCGAGUUUAGAAAUGACAAAAUGAUUGUAAAAUCAGUGAAAUGUAUCAAUCUGAAAAGCAUAAAUAAUUUUUUAAAGGGGUGUGGAUUGAGCCUCAACUCUUCACCCCUUUUCUGCUAAAUGACCAAUGACCUCCUCCUGCCUAUCCUGCUUCAAGACAAACCAUAGUUUGUUUCUUUGUUCCAUCCAAAACAUGGCAGACUAUGGUUUGUGCACACAACCAAGAUUGGAAGCUAGAGUGAGUUUGAGGCUCGUUCCAAGCUGCAUCAGAUAAAACCCACUAAAACAUCUGCCCCAAUCGUAGUCUUGAAGGCAUCUCAAAUUCAUUUCCCUACAUUCAACAGUAGUCCAUUGUGGAUGGUUUUCGCUGGAGUCUUACCUAUGGUCUAGUUUGUUUUUCCUUUUAGGAAAACCUUACCCCCAAAGCUACAAAAUGUUCAUGGUGGUGCUGGUGAUGGAGGAGAGAAGGAAGAGGUCUCUCGUCAAAUGGGGUAGCAUUUUUCUUUGGUGUGGGUGGGAGCCUUAAAGUCUGCAAUUCUGCAAUAUUCUUAUUUAAUUCUUGUCUUUCCAGCGGAUGGGGACCCUCAUUUUGUCGUCGAUUUCCCCUUGAGCAAGCUAACGGUCUGCUUCAACAUUGACGGGGAACCAGGAGACAUCCUCAGAUUGGUUUCCGACCAUAAGAACUCUGGUAUGUUGGAAGAAGAAAGAAAUGUUUAGUUUCUGUAUCAGCAGAGCUAGAUUAAACAGUUAAGUCCAGUCGUGGACGACUCUGGGGUUGCGGUGCUCAUCUCGCUCUAUAGGCCAAGGGAGCCAACGUUUGUCCGCAGACAGCUUCCGGGUCAUGUGGCCAGCAUGACUAAGCCGCUUCUGGUGAACCAGAGCAGCACACGGAAAUGCCUUUUAGCUUCCUGCUGGAGUGGUACCUAUUUAUCUAAUUGUACUCUGACGUGCUUUCAAACUGCUAGGUGGGCAGGAGCAGGGACCGAGCAAUGGGACCUUCUGAUUGGCAAGCGCUAGGCUCUGUGGUUUAACCCACCCGCACUUCUUAAAGGGUGACUUAAGCAAGUUUGCCUUUAAACUGAGCCAGUCACAAUCCCACUCCACAGAAUGCAUACUAACUGUACAGUACACAGAAUCACUAGUACCGGGUCUCAGUUAGCAUUAUUUCAGAGCUAGAAUUACAGAAAUUCUUCCUCUUCCGGGAAGGCUCUAAGAAAUCCACUGAGUGCUUUCCUUCUCACCUCUCAGCCAACAGUUGGUUGAUGGUAGUGUAGGCAACAGCUUUUCAGUGAAUUUUGGCUCUGCAUGAUUAUCUUUGUCCUUCCAGUGAGCACUCAGGGCUGAUUUCCUGCAGAAUGGAUAGGUUUGAUCUUCUUGCAGUCCAUGGGACUCUCAAGAGUCUCCUCCAGCACCAGAAUUCAAAAGCAUUAAUUCUUUGGCGAUCAGCCUUCUUUAUGGUCCCGCUCUCACUUCCAUACAUCACUACCAUACAUCAUUUGAACAUAGCUGUCAACUUUUCCCUUUUCUUGCGAGGAAUCCUAUUCAGAAUAAGGGAAUUUCCCUUAAAAAAGGGGAAACGUUGACAGCUAUGUCAUUGAAUGUCUGUGUGGAUUUGGACCCUUGUGUCCCCCCCACAAUUCCUUUGGUACAGUUUGCCUCCAGAAGCAGAUUAAAUCAAGGCGAUGGGAGCUCUUGAGUUAAAAUGUUUCCGUCCUAAUGGUUUUAGAGGUCUUGAGCUUCUGAUCUGGCCUGGAAUUCCUAAGCAGCUGUGAUUUGUAAGAGGAUUAUUUAUAUGGCAGCAAAGUUCUUGACCAGCCAGGGCAGUGGGGGGGGGGUGACCACGAGAGUGAGGAAGACAAGGCAACCAUAGAUUUACAAAAGAGAAGGCAAACAAGACCUUUAAGAGGAAUCUAUCUAAUGACCUCUCCCUUGUUCCACUCACUCCAUAAUUCAGUGUACUUCAUUAGUUGGAUAGUUAAAUUAAUUAUUAUUAUUAUUAUUAUUGUUUAUUUGUACCCCACCCAUCUGGCUGGGUCUCCCCAGCCACUCUGGGCGGCUUCCAACAAAGAUUAAAAAUACAUUAACAUGUCACACAUUAAAAACUUCCCUGAACAGGGAAUUUGUAUAGUUUUGUUCAACUGAAUGUCUGGGAGGGAAUAUUCUGUGGCUUGGCAGCUUCUACAGCUUGGAUCGAAUUUUGUUUGUUACACUGGUGCUGAAGCCACAUUUUAUUUUAUUUUUUCCCUAUAGUUUUUAUUAAAUUUUCUGUUUUGCAUUUUGGAAUAUUCAUUUAAACAACCUUAAAAUAUCAGUGACUCCACUUCUUCUCUUUCCAUGGUUCACUUUGCAGAACAUAAAUCCCUGCAUAUUUUAUAUAAACUAAACAAUUCAGUAUUCCAUUAUCACAUCCAUCAAAACUUAUUUACACUGUUGAAUUUAUCUCAAUGCUGCCCACAUUUUCAAAUAUACACAAUUUCCCCCCAUAUAUUCAAUAAACAUUUUCCAGUCUUCUUUAAACAUAUGUUCUUCUUGUUCUCUUAUUCUAUAUGUUAGGUCUGCAAGCUGCACAUAUUCCACCAGUUUGAGUUGCCAUUCUUCUUUCGUUAGGACUUUGCUCGUUUUCCAUUUUUGGGCUAACGAAACACGAGCCGCAGUAGUGACAUACAUAAAUAACCUUUUCUGACACCUGCACUCAAGCCACAUUUUAGAUAGAAUUUGUGAUUCUAAUCUAUGGGUGUUGUCAGGGAACUGACAUCAGAGCGGGAGGCGAAGGGGAGGCUCCUAGAUGAUGCUGGAGAAGGACCCAGCAGCAGGGGGAGAAGCAGCUCAGUGGAGGGGGAAGCAUUUAAGCGCAACACCAGGAACAAAAGUGGGCAGAUGGGGAAAUCGGAGAGAGGGCUCACGGACUCUUCACUGGAACUCAGUGAGGAGGGGACAGGUCCUCCGCUACCUACGCCCACCCUGCGCAGAAGGCUCCCGCGCAGUGAGAGGCGGAGGAGACUGGGUGUCAAACAACUCUUAUGUUGGAAGAGAUUCAAGAAACGCCCACUGACGGAUUCUGCUAGUGACUGAGACAGUCAUGAUGAGAAAGGGCUGUGCAGUCAGAAAGGUUUAACAAGGCAAAUUAGCCUGGAGAGGCACCAGUUUACGCACGAGUAACUCAUACUCAUCACAGGUGUCUUUAAGGUGCUGGUUUUGACCUUUAAAGCCCUUUGUGGCUUAGGGCCCUCGUAUUUAUGGGACCGCCUCUCCUGGUCUGCCCCGCAGAGGACCUUAAGGUCCAUAAAUAACCACAGUUUAGAGGUCCCAGGCCCUAAGGAAGUCAGAUUAUCCUCCACCAGGGCCAGGGCCUUCUCAGUGAUGGCUCCGACCUGGUGGAAUGCUCUGUCCCAUGAGACCAGGGCCCUGCAGUAUUGAACUUCCUUCCGCAGGGCCUGUAAGACAGAGCUAUUCUGCCUGGCUUUCAAUUUGAACUUAGCCUGAUCUUUUAUUCCCCUUCCUUCCCUUCCCCUCCCCUUUUUAUGAAGAUUACCUGCUCUGGGAUCUCACAGCUAAUUCCUCCCCUGGUCUCCUCGCUGGCCCAAACAGGACUAAUUUAGCCAGCUAGCCCUGGUGAUCAUCUAAUGUUUAUUGGAUGAAUUUCCCCCCUAAAUUGAUUUUUGAAUUCUGAAUUUAUUGUUAUUCACAUUUUAUACUGUAUUUUAUGCUGUUUUUUGUUGCACCAAUUAAGUGUUUUAAAUUUGUUGUUGGCCACCCAGAGCCCAGUUUUCUGAACCGGGAAGGGCGGGGUAUAAAUAAAUUAUUAUUAUUAUUAUUAUUAUUAUUAUUAUUAAUUGACAAUCGUAUCCAAAAGAAUAUUGCAGAGCUGGAAACUGUUCAGAAAUAAGCAACCAAAAUGAUAGAGGACUGGAACAAGUCCCCUACAAGGAAAGGGGUUGUUUAGGUUAGAAGAAAAGGUAAGGGGGACAUGAUAGGAGUGUAUAAAGAUAAGAGAUAUUUAAAAAUUAAAGAACUCGCUGGAUCAGUUCCAGUGACACAUCUAAUAGUUCAGCAUCGUCUUCUAACAGGACAUGAGCACAACAGCAUUCUAACAGCAGCAACUGGCAAUUAGAGGCAUAUUGCCUCUGAUAGUGGGGACAGCGCAUAGGCAUCGUGGUUAGAAGCCCUUGAUGGUCUUGUAUGAAUUUGCCUUAUCCUCUUUUAAAGCCAUCAUUGAAUUGAAUUUUAUUAUUUCGGUCACAGACCAGUUCCAGCCCACAUACAAUAUCAAGGGAGUCAUAAAACACGCUAGGGAUACAUUUGAAUUUGCAAUUAGGUAUAACAGGGACAAUACAGAUAUAGCAACAGUUAAAAAAAGAUAGAAAUUAAAACUUAGUCACUAACAUAUAACCUAAAAUUAUCAUUUAAAACCUUAAUCAUUAUGAUAGCACAGCUUGUUUCCUCAGUUUUAUGGCAAUCGCACAGAAUUUGGCUACCCUUAACGUGAUCUCAGGAUCCUCGUCCUCUACCAGGGAUUUUAGACAUUGAAGUUCGGAUUCAUUGGGAGAUUUUUGCAUAGCAGGGGUAAUAAAUACCGAGAGCAAACUGGUACUCCACAGGCCACUUUGCAAUUCUCCAGUAGGAAGGCUGAUUUUAGGGACAAGUUACCGUAUUUUUUGCUCUAUAAGACUCACUUUUCCCCUCCUAAAAAGUAAGGGGAAAUGUGUGUGCGUCUUAUGGAGCGAAUUCAGGCUGCACAGCUAUCCCAGAAGCCAGAACAGCAAGAGGGAUUGCUGCUUUCACUGCGCAGCGAUCCCUCUUGCUGUUCUGGCUUCUGAGAUUCAGAAUAUUUUUUUUCUUGUUUUCCUCCUCCAAAAACUCUUGUGGUCUGGUGCGUCUUAUAGAGCGAAAAAUACGGUACCUAUUUUUGUUAGAGGAUCGGCAGUUUUACCUUUGAGUUCUUUAAGAUCUCACAGGUGGGUGGCAUCUGGAUUUGGAGAUUGAUUAGCUUUUAAUUUGUUAAUUAAACUUGGCCCCUGAUCAUGUCUAUACACCUCAGUCCCUCUGAUUCUCUGUGAAAGUUCAUUCGAACACAACAGCUUUUUCAGUGAAGACAGACACAAAUAAUUCACUCAGGCACUCCCAUUGACUAGCUCUGCCUUCCCCUCGAUUAGGACAACCCAAAACUACUUAGGAAUAAGGAUGGGUGAAGCUGUCAAUUUCUGUUUCUUAUUUUUCCCCAAGUCUUUAAGUUCAUUUCUCCAUGUUCACAACUAUAUUUUCAAGUCCUCACAAAAAUUCGCCCGCAUUUUAGUAUGGGUUUCUCUUAAUAUAUUCAUGCCUAAGCAAUAUGACACAUAUUUUUGCAAAGCGAUUUUUCCUUUUAUGCACGCUUUACCCAAGUAUGUGCUUUUCUUUUAGGAAGAACUUUCUGCAAAUAUCUAUUUUGAUCGAUACUUGCCCAAAGAUACACAAAAGUCCAUACCCAAUGCAAGUAUCAUUUUGUAAUACACCAGAAUAAAAGAAAUGCUUUUAACAAUCUAACCUAAAAAGGAAUAAAAACAAAAAGAAGAAAAGAGGAAAAGUUGGGGGGGUGAGAGAAAGAAAAAGAGAGAAAUAAUAAAAUAAAAUAACUUUUGGUUCUCUGACCUGCGGCUAAAUAUACUAUUCAUUCAUUAACAUCCAACUAUUCUAUUUCCUAUAAACCAAUAUUUUGUCAGUCUUCGAAUCCAGAUAUUACAAGUUCAUUUUCCCUUCCAUGCAGAAAGUCUAUAAGAAGUUUAAAUAUUAGGAAGAACUGUUCAAUAGUGAAACGGACUCCAUCGGAAGAUGGUGGACACUCCUUCGUUGGAGGUUUUCAAACAGAGGUUGGAUGGCCAUCUGCCAUGGAUUCUGUAGUUGAGAUUCCUGCAUUGCAGGGGGUUGGAAGAGACUAUAUUUGGGGUCCCUUCCAACUCUGCAAUUUUAUGAUCCUCAAAAAAAAAAAAAAAAGGUGUGUCCCAGAAAUCUAAUUCAUGUAGCAGACUCUACAAAAGAUUGUCUUUCCUCUCAGCUCAGCAUCCGAACCAUUGCCUUUUGAUUCUUCCUUGCCCCUUAAGGUGUGACCGUGAAUGGCCAGCUGGUGGGAGCCCCUGCCCCUCGUAGAGGCCAUAAGAAGCAAAGAACCUACUUCAGAAGCAUCACCAUUCUCAGCAACAAACCAGAACGGUCCUACCUGGAGGUCACUCCCACGAAGGUCAUCAUGGAUGAUGGGAAGAGGCUCAUCCUGCCUUGCGACCGCAGCGCCACAGUAGCAAGCAGGAACCUCGAGGUGUCCAUUGCAGCCCGUUCCAACGUCACUGUGGCCAUAAGGGGCACCGUCGGUUUCGUCGUUCUGAUCCACCACUACAAGAACCCCGCUCCCUACCAAAAGGAUCAUCUGGGCUUCUACAUCUCCAACAGCCAAGGCCUUUCCCCAAGCUCCCAUGGGCUGAUCGGUAAGAGGGAAACACUCUGAGAACGUAUGGUGCCAGGCCAUGGAGCCUAAAUUAGAGCGGAUGUUCCAGCUUAUCCCAGCACCGUCUCCAGGAAUUAGGGACAGGGAACUUCAAAGUGGAAAGCAGAAGAUCCCAAUUGUACAAGAAUGAGUUGGUACAUUGCCUAUCAUAGGACCUAGGGCCCUCGUACCUCCGGGACCGCCUCUCCCGGUAUGCCCCACAGAGGACCUUAAGGUCCAUAAAUAGCAACACCCUAGUGGUCCUGGGCCCUAAGGAAGUUAGAUUAGCCUGUACCAGAGCACGGGGCCUUUUCAACACUGGCUCCAGCCUGGUGGAACGCUCUGUCUCAUGAGACCAGGGCCCUGUAGGAUCUGAUUUCUUUCCACAGGGCCUGUAAGACAGAGUUGUCACACCUGGUCUUUGGCUUAGAAUCAGUUUGAUUCCCUCCCCCUCUUUUUUCCUUUCACCUCCUGUGAUGAGGCUGCAUUUUAAUGUUUUAAUGUUGUAUUUUAAUCUUGUUUUUAAGUUGUAUUCAGUCAACUUGUUUUUAUUAUUGGUUGUUAGCCACCCUGAGCCCGGCCUUGGCUGGGGAGGGCGGGGUAUAAAUAAAAUUUAUUAUUAUUAUUAUCCUUUUAAGAAUGAGGCAAAUGGGAGACUUCUGGUUCGCUGCAGCGGCAAUGGCGGCGUGUUCCGUGUUGUCCGCUUAAAGGACGGCACGGUUCUGGCGGCUAGAGCUUUGGGGGUGAGCGCCAGGGCCAGGCGCCCCCUGAAAAACUCCCCACGGAGGAGUGGGGAUCCUAGGGGUCCAGCAGAGCACGUGAACUCACCCUCCUGUGCCCCCCAGCUGCCAUUUUUGCGCUUUUAAGAAUGAGGCAAAUGGGGACCUGCAACAAAAUGUUGCAACGUAGAAUGCUUCUGUUCAGGGUUAUUGCUCCUCCUUCAAUUCCCUCUCCUGUUCUCUCCCCGUUCCUCACCCCCCAAGUUAGCAUUUAGUGGCCACUCAGCAUGGGAGGUAUACCUCUCUAGGAUUCCCCCCGCCCCAAAGAUCUUUGGAAUUUUUGCAAUCCUUGGGGUUCCACCAAGCCACACUUUUGCAGCAGAGGGCUAGUGUUUUGGCUACCUAAGGGGUGAGAGAGCAUCCUUCUUUUAUUUAUUUAUUACAUUAUCAUACCACAUUCAUGUUUUUGGAAUAUAUCCCAGCUAUAAAGAAUCCUGUGUCAGUGGUGGUUGGGUGAUAGACCUCUGAGUCUUUGUGCGUCUAAAAACUAAUCAUGCUAUAGUUUUAAGAAGAAGAAGAGUUUGGAUUUGAUAUCCCGCCUUUCACUCCCUUUAAGGAAUCUCAAAGCGACUAACAUUCUCCUUUCCCUUCCUCCCCCACAACAAACACUCUGUGAGGUGAGUGGGGCUGAGAGACUUCAAAGAAGUGUGACUGGCCCAAGGUCACCCAGCAGCUGCAUGUGGAGGAGCGGAGACGCGAACCCGGUUCCCCAGAUAAUGAGACUACCGCUCUUAACCACUACACCAUACUGGCUAGAAGAGGUAACAGGACUUAGUGAGCAGGAAGAGGCUGCGGCAGAUAGCAGUCCAGAAUCAGAGGCAGAUGCAAGAGAGAAGGGGGGCCAAGAGGCAGAGAUGAGUCAAAUUGUGCUGGUCCCGAGGGUUAACCGUGCGGCGAGGUCCGAGUCCAGUCCGAGGUCGAGGGUGCGGUAUGGAGGCUGUCCAUCAAAGCUGUAGCUGGGUCCAAGGCAGGGAGUCGGGUGAGGUCAGGAACUCUGGCAGAAGAGCAGGACAGGGUGCAGGCAGGAAUAGGCUACCAACAAUGUUGCUCCCGCAACCUGGGACUGGGGCUGGCUGGCUUUUAUCUGCCCCGAGGCAUGGGGCGGCCCUGGUCCACAGGGGACUCGCCUCUCCUGGCCUGAAGGCGAGCACUCCUCCUGCGGGAACUUAGUUCCCUCUGCCUCUCUGCCCUGAGCCUCUGCAGCUCAGGAGAGACUGGAGGGUUACCGGACCCAGAGGCAACCUCAGCUUCCCCUGACGGGGCUGAGAGUGGAGCACCUGCAGGCAAUGGGUCCUCCAUCACCUCGGGAGCCAUAGCAGACUCGGCUGGUGCCUGCACCUGAGGACCCAGCACAGGUGAGGACCCUUCAGGCUCAUGCCCCAGCCCCGGCUCAGCUGGUUCUGGAGGUGGGGACUCCUGUGCAGGCUGGGAUUCCUCAGGUUCAGCCUCCGAGUUCGAAUCCCAGGCCAUCACACAAAUUUGUGAAGAAGCCAAGGUGUCUCCUCCUGCUGCUGUGACUAGCUCCCCCACCCCGGUCUCCCAGGACCAGAAGAGGUAGGAAGAGGUAGGAAGAGAGACAGGUAUGCUGGGGGAGUCUCAGAUUGCCUAGGAAGGACCCGAGGGAGGAGGACAACUGUGGGAAGGCAAGGAUCUUCAGUCCCAACUGUGUCAUAGGUGCAAGAUCCACUGGGACAAACUGCUGUGUUCAGUAGGACUGCCCCCCCCCCCCCGAGUCGACCUUGUUUCCUUGAAUAAAGAGUUAACUUCACAAACGUGGUGUGAUUUAUUGCUGAAAAAUCUCCCCCUCUGUUCUAAGGGGAGGAUGUGUCACAUGGCAGGAGCCACCACAGUGAAGGCCCUGCUAUGAGUGGCUCCAAGAUGACUGCAAGACUUAUCUGUAUUCAUACCUCUGACAAGCUCUCCCUUUCCUCCUACACAGGCCAGUUCUUACACCAAGACGUUAAGCUCACUACCCAAGACAUAAAGGCUGGGAACGCGUUAGAGCUGAAAGGGCGCUUGAUUCCCGUCGUAUGGAAGCAGAGGAAGAUCUACAAUGGCGAACAGGAAGUGGACUGCUGGUUUGCCAAGAACAACGCAGAGAAACUGAUCGACGGGGCCUAUAAGGAUUACUUGGCUUCUCACCCUUUUGACACAGGGACUAGCUCCUUGACGGAAAACCAACUCUGAGGAGAAAAAGAACCCCACUUGCUUUUUGACACAUAGGAAGCCAUCCGGUCCCGAGGCGAUUCCUGCACCUUGACAGCGUUUUGUAAAGCCAAAGAAAUUCAAGAUUUAUUUCAAAAGGAAUUCCAUUCAUACAAGACAGCUGCCUGCUCUCUAAGGACGUUUUCCCGAGUGACUAUAAUAAGGUCUAAUGUGGACUUUUAAAAAAAGAAAGGAACAAUAAAAGAUUGCGAAUAUUGUCCGCAGUGCCCGUAAUACAGGAAAUAGCUUGCAGAAUGUGGGCUAUUUCAUUCAAAUGAACGAUUUUUAAAAGUGCUUAUUUUUGACCUCCACAGUUCUGGUGCUAUGUUUUCAUUGAGUCUGAAAGGUCACAAACCAGCCCAAAUGAAGCACUUUUAAUAGAUCCCAUUGAUUUCAUCAAGCAAGGUUAAUUUCUCCCUUGAGAUCAAUGGGAUUUAAAUGCCCUUCGCUUCAAUUGAAUCAUGCCUAUCACAAUCAAACCGGCGGGGAGAGUGUCUUCCUGUGAUUGCAUGCAAAAGGUUCCCAGUCCAAUCCCCAACCAUGUCCAGAUAUGGCUGGGAAUGUCUCCCUGUCUGAAACCCUAGAGGGUUGCUGCCAGUCCGUGUAAGCACUACUGAGCUAGAUGGACCAAUGGUCUGACUUACUAUAAGGCAGUUUUCCAUGUUGUAGUUAAGAAUAAGAAUGCAAGUCCAUGCACAGCUCAAUUUACACCGUCUUCUUCUUCUUCUUUGGCGAUCACUCGUAGCCGAGUAAGAUUGUCUUCCAUAAACACGGUUUUAACAGUGAGUCCGUAAGUAACUGUGGAGGCCAAUUCUGGAUCCACACGUCCUUCCACAGUGGGGACAUUCAUGUAAAUGCAGGCAACAGAAAGCUCCUUUCAAGUGUUUCCUUUGACUCAGAACAGAACAACAUUUUUGGAAGCGUGGUUUCCAAAUCUGUUGCCCUCCAGUUACUAACUUUCUUGUGAAAAGAGGCUUCUAUUUUCCUGCCUCGUUCCUCAGGGCACUUUAGAAUUUUCCCCCACAUGGUGCUUUGAAUUUAUCUUAUUAUUUAUCUUAUUAUAAACUCCCUUCUCCAGUGCUGUGCAGCCUCCCUGGCUGCCUGAACCUGUUGAUCUGUGAACGCUCCAGGGGAGGAGUUACCGCUUGCUGUGUUCGCCUAGGCCAGGCAUCCCCAAACUUGGCCCUCCAGAUGUUUUGGGACUACAACUCCCAUCAUCCCUAGCUAACAGGACCGGUGUUCAGGGAUGAUGGGAAUUGUAGUCCCAAAACAUUUGGAGGGCUGAGUUUGGGGAUGCCUGCCCUAGGCUUUCGUUGAAAGGUGGGCAGCUGGGGAGGCUGACGAAUGUAGACCACUGGUGGGAUGAUUUGCAGAACGAAACAAUGGCACACUCACACAAAAAAUCACCCACCUGAAAAUGAUGGUAAACUCAAUACUACCCCUGCCCGCUGCCCAUGAUAAUCCCACUGGAUUUUUCUCUCCUUUGAUAAUUCUGCAGUGCAAUUUCUUUUAUCAUUCACUGAGGAAGAUUUUUGUUGUUAAAAGAAAAAAAAAGGUGGGAGACUAGAUUUAGGAAAGUGUUUGUGUAAUAUCCUUAAAAAUCCCUUUGUGAUGCCUGUCAAUAGAUUAAUUCAAUUUUACUGAGGCUAAAAAAGGAAAUGUAGCCCCAGAGCUGACUGCAUCCCGACAUUCCAGGUUCCAAUCUAUUGUUUGAUUGUGCAGUGCGCAGACCUCUGAAGAUCUGACAUGCUGUGUAUCCACAGGUCCAGUUGAAACCAGCACUUAGCCUCCAGUCCUCCUUGGAAAACAGACUCACCCCAGUGACAUGUAAAUAAUAAAGGAAAGGGUGUCUCUGACAAUGUG
This is a messenger RNA of Podarcis lilfordi (Lilford's wall lizard), 61494 nucleotides long. Lineage: Eukaryota; Metazoa; Chordata; Lepidosauria; Squamata; Lacertidae. The record is from the annotation of a GenBank genome assembly.